Messenger RNA from Podarcis lilfordi (Lilford's wall lizard), 65582 nucleotides. The record is from the annotation of a GenBank genome assembly. Lineage: Eukaryota; Metazoa; Chordata; Lepidosauria; Squamata; Lacertidae.
AUGGCGCUGCCUCUCUGCCCCUCGCAACAUGGCGGCCGGCUGCCAGCUCGGCGGCGCGGCGCGAUGAUGUCAUUGGCCAGGGCGCCGCUACGAGCCGGAGGCAGAGAGAGAGAGAGGCAUGGGCUUCAAAGGGCCGCCCUGCAGAUCGGAGCCGGCGGCGGCGGCGGCGGGUGAGUCUUGGGCGGAUAACAGCAAUGCGAGAGGGCGGGGGAAGUAAAAGAAAGGCUGGAGCCCAGCGCUGGGGUCCCGCUCGGUAACGUGCGAAGAAAUGAAGAGGCGGCAGUGGAGCCUCUGAGCAUGUACAGAGUGCGAACGCGUAUUCCCCGCCACCCGCUCUUCCUUCAGCCAGAAACACCACGUCAAAUAUUUAUUCGCGUGUUUAUUGCACUUGUAGCCCAGCUUUUUCUCGGUGUACAUACCCCCCCCCCGUCCACAAACGUUCUUAGAAGUUGAAGGGACUACCAGGGUCAUCUAGUCCAACCCCCUUUCGCCGCAUCGCUCGAACCCAUGACUCAGAUCCAUAGUCUCGUGCUGUACGGACUGAGCUAGCCACCCCCUCCAGAUUGAACCCCCACUACAGCCCUGUGAGGUAGGUUAGGCCGAGAGACGAGGCAGUCAGUGGCUGGGCCAGGGUCACCUCAGGGAACUUCCUGGCCCAGUGGUGGGGAUUUGAACCCGGGUCUCUCCCAGGGUCCUAGCCCGACACUGUAACCCUGAGGCCCUUAUAGCUUGCGCCGGAAGGGGGAGAGGCUUUGAGCCCUGGUCCCUCUCCUUUUGGGAAUUUUUAAAACCCCAGCCAGGCAGCAGCAGGGGUUUGAGGGAAGGCAUGGACGAGCCGUGGCUUGGGCAGAAAUGGGUGGGCAGGGGCAUUGCCUGGCAUGAAGCUGCCGAGAGAAAGGCUGGACCCCCAGCCAGGGAGUAGGACUUGUGCUGCAGACAUUCAGGCACUGGGAUGGAGACUGCCGUGUACCUGGAAUCCUGGUUCGUUUUUGCCGCCCUCGUUUUUGGCAACUGAGCAGAGCCUCCCCACGAGAAACUUUGCCACUGGGGUCAAGACCUUCCCCAGGCCUGGGUCAUGCCAAUGGAGCAUUGGUAAGAGAUCCAGACCCACUCUGGAUGAGGUUAAAGCCAGCCGGCCCCUUCCACCACCUGGCUGGGCUGCUGCAUGGAGCACAAAGGUGGCGCAUGCCCUUCUGGAGCUAUCAGGUGGGCAGGACCGCUGGAGAGUCUGAUGGCAGAGAGCGGGGCCGGCUGACUGUCCAGAUGAGGGCCAGGACAGCUGCUGCCUUCACCCCCCCAUUAAGUGACCCGGGGAGGGGUCCAGCUGACCAAUCCCAGCCUGCUGGUGGUCCUGCCCAGUUGGGUUGGUGCCAUCCAAUGAGGGCAGGGGGUGUUCAGUGGGGCCCUGCACAGGAGCCAAUAUUUCAAGCAGGCUGCAUUGCCUGGCAACCUGGACCCCUUCCAGCAACACGUGCCCAGCCUAGGCUCAAGGUCAUCAUCAGAUGGGCACGAAUUGGCUUUUGUUGGGGGCGCAAAAGGGGCAGAGCGUAAUGAAAUCAGACUUUCCCAACAGGCCAUGAGAGGGUGGUAUGUGUGCAGUAAGUCAGUAAUUUUUAAAACCCCAGCAAAACAGAAGCAGAGGAAGGAGGGAAGGUAUGGAAGGUAUGGAAGAGCCAUUGCCUAGGCAGAAAUGGGGGUGGGCGGGCAGGGGGAUCGCCUGGCAUGAAGCCGCUGGACCCCCCAGCCAGGGAGUAGGAGUGAUAUAAAUGCAGUAAGUAAAUAAAUACUCAGUGUCUUGUUUUCAUUGGUAGGAAAAUUAACAUGCGCUUGCAGGGGGAGGCUGGUUCAGAUUGACAACUCAUGGAGCUGCCAAUUAAACUUUACCCUGAGGACACUGUGGCUCCUCCCAGGGCCAUCCUAUUGUCAGUCUUGGAGGACUUGCCAAGCAAAAAAAAAGGUUUCUCUUUAAUCAUGCCUUGGGCUCAUUAACAUUCUACGGCUUUUUAAAUGUGUUUGCGGGAUGGGGGAGGGGGUUACCGGUUGGUCUUUGUUUUGGUUCUUUUUUAUUAGGUAUUUUGUGUUCUUGCUUUGUAUUUUCAUGUUGUGAACUGCCCUGUGAUCUUCAGAUAAAAGGUGAUAUAAUAAUAAUAAUAAUAAUAAUAAUAAAAAUAAUAAUAAUAAUAAUACAGUGGUACCUCGGGUUACAUAUGCUUCAGGUUACAUACGCUUCAGGUUACACACUCCGCUAACCCAGAAAUAGUGCUUCAGGUUAAGAACUUUGCUUCAGGAUGAGAACAGAAAUCCUGCUCUGGCGGUGCGGCGGCAGCAGGAGGCCCCAUUAGCUAAAGUGGUGCUUCAGGUUAAGAACAGUUUCAGGUUAAGAACAGACCUCCGGAACGAAUUAAGUACUUAGCCCGAGGUACCACUGUAGUUAUUUGUUGAUGAUCGGGGGUAUAUUAUUUAUUAAUUAAAUUUCUAUAACACCUUUCACCCAAGGAUCACAGGGCAAGGUGUGUGUGUGGGUAUUUAUAUUGAUUUAUACAAAUUUAUUACAAGACAGAAAGGCAGGAACUGGGUACCUGUGCUGAAUGAGGAGAACGUCCUUGCCCUAAUAGUACCCAGGGGCUAUGUGCACAAACUGUCCCCACACUUAUCGAGGUUUCCUUCUGUGUGAAUGAGAUCUAGAAGGCUGCCUGGGGGAAUCUUUUUCAGGGAUUCCUUGCCUCCUUCUGCAUACUGUAGUGAAAUUGUUGCGGCGCUGGUUUUUUGGUUACCUGUUUAAGGUGUGUUAAACAGGUGUGUGAUCAUUAUCUGACAGUUGUUUAUUGCUAGGGUUGAUCCAAAACAUUUGUGCAAAUUGCACUGGCAUGCAUUUGCUCGUUUUACACAGUUUGUUCCUCUUCCACAAGUCCCAGUGAGGGGCAAUGGCAAUAAAGCCUUUUGGUUUUGAAGAGUUUGCCAAGCAUGGACUGCACACUUUGAAAUGGGCUCUGCCAUUACAAGGACAAAAGGGUGUCUUCUCUUUCUUUAAAGAAAGCUGAGAUUUCUAGAAUCCUUAUUUCCAUUCCUGACACUACAUUAUAUGAUAGAUGUUUAUGCUCCUGAUUAUAGAAUUGUAGAGCUGGAAGGGCCCCUAAGGGUCAUCGAAUCCAAAUUCGGGACAGGGACCCUGGCAGCUCUCCAUCUAAUUUAAUGCAGCCCUCAGAUUAAGGUCAAAAGCACCUUGUGAGCAAUCAAUUCCCGAGCAUUAUAUCUCUUCCUUUGCAGUCUUGCCAACUUUUGGACCUUGCUUCAUUCACUGCCAGUUUGGGGUCCACCUACUAGUGCAGGCAUCCCCAACCUGCGGCCCUCCAGAUGUUUUAGCCUACAACUCCCAUGAUCCCUAGCUAACAGGACCAGUGGUCAGGGAUGAUGGGAAUUGUAGUCCAAAACAUCUGGAGGGCCGAAGGUUGGGGAUGUCUGUACUAGUCGUAUGUACAGCCUCUGCAGGGAGUUGCCCAGGAGGGAAUGCAGAAAAUGUAGCCUACACCUCAAUGAGGGGCAAAUGGGGUUCUUCUGCUUGGGAAGGGUGGCCCAUCUAGGAGAAGGAAAACUCUGACCCUAAAUUUCUGCUGCUUUGUGGGAUAUCUUCAGGGAAAGAAAAAGAGUAAAUCCUACACAAAUCUGGAGUGGAGUCCCUAAGACGGUUGGAUGGCGCCUUGUACACCUCCUCCUGGCAACUCCUGCAGCCAGACUGGUGCCAAAUGUAUUGCUCUGCUUUCCUUUGGACUGGGGGCGGCGGUCUUGUCUGGGCAGCCCAAGACCUCCAGACACAUUGCCCAGCCUUGCACCCCUUAGAGGUCACUUCAGUGCUUUUAACACAGCGGUUUGGCUUCAUCCCCAGAGGCACACUCCAUUGUCUCUCAAGACAGAUGGAUGCCACCUCCUACAAAAGUGGCCUCCCUCUUCCCCCAUGUGAACUUUCUGCAUGAAGUCACCUGGGGUGGAGAUGAUGUUUGUUGGCAGGGAUCUCAUGGGGCCUUCCUAUCCCAGGAGCUCCUGAGAUGUGGUGGCAACUUCCUAGCUCAGGCUUCUUCAAACUUGUCCCUCCAGCUGUUUUUGGAAUACAACUUCCAUGAUCCUUAGCUAGCAGGACCAGUGGUCAGGGAUGAUGGGAACUGUAGUCCCCAAACAUCUGGAGGGCCGAGUUUGAGGAAGCCUGUCCUAGCUGUCCUGCAUUGUUGCCCAGCAGCUUUGACACUCAAAAGGAGUACAAGAGAGGGGGUCAUUGCGGAUUGUGCAUCCUCUGGUCCCAAUUCUCCCCUUGCCAGUGGGCCCUUUUGCAGGCUCAGAAUUCCCAGGCCCCUUCAUACAUUACAAGAGCCAAGAGACGGACCCGAAAGAAUAAACCAAAAUCUAUAAAGCUGGGGCCCUGAAUCCUCUCUGUGCUUUGGGAUUUUAAAAGCUGGCAAGUUUGCGUUGAUUCCAGCUCACUGGCUUUACCCGAAGGUUGGUGUUCUCAAGUUCCUCUGAUCAGCAAAUGGUGUCUGAUAAGCAGGAAUUGGCGUCCACAGUGAUUGGAUUUCUUUGCCAGAGGGUAUUUCAGAUUCCUUCUGCUUUUGCACAAAAAGAAGAGAAAAAGAGCUUUAUGACUUCAUCCCAGUGUCAGUGUAUGGCUGGGCAAGGGAAAUUCCUUUCUCUAGCCCAAGGGUCAAGACCCUCAGGCUUUGUGUGCAGUCCUGCAUCAGGGCUUUUUAGGCCACAGUCAUCACCAGCCUUGCUUGGAUGCUUUUGCCUGGCUGGAGUGUGUUGUAACUGUGAUUGUGCUUCUCAUUUCCUGUAUGGAGAAGGGCAGGGUAGAGAUCUGUGUGAUGUGCAGAGAAACCUCUGACUUUUGUAUGGCUAGAAUGCAGCUCUUGCUUCACUGGUGAGAGUUCCAUCCAGAGUAUUGCCUCAGGAGGGAAGGCAGCCCUUGGGCCAGAAGAAGUUUCCCCAACCCUCCUCAAAUUCAAAGUGCUGGUUUGGGCCUAUGAAGCCUUAAAUGGCUCAGGACUGCAAUACCUCAAGGACCACCUCUUUCCAUAGGAACCUACCCGGACCCUGAGAUCAUCUUCUGAGGCCCUCCUUUCUGUGCCUCCUCCACGAGAGGUCCAGAGGGUGGCAACAUGAGAACAGGGCCUUCUCUGCAGUGGCUCCCCGUCUGUGGAAUGCUCUCCUCAGGGAAGUUUGCCUGGCACCUUCAUUAUACACCUUUAGGCGCCAGGCAAAAACAUUCCUUUUUAAUCAGGCCUUUGGUUGACCUGAUCAACAUCCUAUGCUCUUUUAAAAUGUGGCUCUUUUUUAGGGGGGUGUUAUUGAGUUAUUGUUUUUAUUUUAUAUAGUGUGAUCUUUUCUGUGAACCACCCUGAGACCUCCGGGUAUAGGGCAGUAUAUAAAUUCAAUCAAUAAACAAGCAAGCAAACAAACAAAUCAUUAUACACCUUUAGGCGCCCGGCAAAAAUGUUCCAGGUAUAGGGCGUGGUGACCCACAGAAGCCAGGUGAAAGGCUCUGGCAGGUGCACAUGAGGAUAUUAGGACAUGAGAGCUGCUGUUCCGGGCAAGAACUUACAGAACGAGUAACCCCGAGCUAAGCGCUUGUGAACUCACUUCGCCUCUGCUUUGUUUUGCACAUUCAGCAGGCUGUGCGGGAGAGUCAACAAACAAGGUUCUUUGUCUUCCAACACACACCAUCUUUCAUCUUCCAACACACAACCCAGCAGUAGCAGGGUUUGCUUCGCCGGAGAGAGAGAGAGGUGUGUGUUGGCUGCACUCCCAAACGCACUUACUAGAGAGUAAGCACCACUGAACAGAGUAGGACUGACUUCUGAGUAAACAUGCACUGUUGGCGAUGUCCCUGAAGAGGCCAGGUUGACGCAGCCAGGAGUUCUCUGGAAGGAGGCUCCCAUUUCCUCAUCUUCCUUCUUGCUCCCUGCCCUGCUUCAGGAGCAUGGCGAGCCACUGGAUGUUUGAGAAAACAAAGCCAUGGCCAUAGGGGUCCCUGUACAUCUUUUGGCUUUUUGCUGUCUGGGUAUGGGGUGUGUGUGUGUGUGUGUGUGUGUGUGUGUGUGUGUGUCUCGCGGAUGACUCUGGGGUUGCAGCGCUCAUCUUGCUUUACUGGCCAAGGGAGCCGAUGUUUGUCCGCAGACAGUUUUCCCGGGUCAUGUGGCCAGCAUGACUAAGCCACAUCUUGCAAAACCAGAUCAGUGCACGGAAACGCCAUUUACCUUCCUGCCGGAGCAGUACCUAUUUAUCUACUUGCACUUUGACGUGCUUUUGAACUGCUAGUUUGGCAGGAGCUGGGACCGAACAACGGGAGCUCACCCCGUCGCAGGGAUUCGAACCGCCGACCUUCCAAUCGGCAAGCCCUAGGCUCAGUGGUUUAUUGAAACAUCCUUAAAAUAUCAAUGACUUCCCUUCUUCGCUUUCCAUUUUGCAUACCAUAAAACCCUGCAUAUUGUGCAUAAACCAAACUGUUCAGUACUCGAUUUUGACAUCCAUCCAAACUUAUUUACACUGUUGAAUUUGUCUUAAUGCUGCCAACGUUUUCAACGUUUUCACAACCCUCCCCCCAAUAUAUUCAAUAUACAUUUUCCAGUCUUAGGCUAUGGGGUUCUAAUCUGCAGUCAAUCGCCGGGCAAAGAAAACAAAACAGCAAAGCUCGAUUGUUCCUGGGUCUUGCUCUCGGUGGACUUUUGCCUUUAGCAGAACUGAUUGGACGAGCUCCACCCUCGCCCAUCCCAGAUGAAAAGAGGAUGACUGAAUAAAUGGUUUUGUUUGGCUUCCUCCCAGGACCUCUUAGCUGCCUCUCUGCCUGGCCCUCUGCCAAGUCAGACAUUAACACGCUCACUGCAAUCCAUCAGUCCUUGCUGGUUCCAGGCUUCCUCUUGCUUGUGCCUACAGGGCAGCUGGUGUAUUUGCUCCAUUGUUUUCCAAAAUGGGUUUCCAGCGACUUGCCAGAUGUGGGUCCUUCUGCCAGGGGUGUGUCCUGUGCCUGCCCCAUUGAAGUGAGCAGGAUUUGUAACGUUCUAAGCCACAGUAAGGCUCCGCAGCCAUUUAGUAUCCCCCCAACUAUUCCUUGAAGCAGUUUGCCUGAGUCUUUGGUUUAUUCUUUAUCUCUUAGCAUGACUGUCCCCUGAACUGGAAGGAGAGGUAAGCGCUGCCAGUGGACCUGCCUGUUUCCCCCCUUGGCUUUAUUUAAUUUAAUCCUGGUUAUUUCUCACCAGGUUCCCCCAUGCCCCAUCCGGGCUUAUUUUGCCUCCUGGCUAACUGUCAGACUUGGGUGCUGCUGGAGACCCAAGUUGCUUCUCCCAGCCUUCUCCACAUCAUAACUUUCCCCUAGGGAGAGGGUGGGAACGGGGUAUAUCUUUUUGUUGUCCCACCCAAAUCUGAGUCUCUGAUCGGGCGAAAAAGGAGGGAGGGGUGUACUCUGCUGCCUCCUGGCCAGAACAAAUAGAUUUCAAAGGGUAGGGUGAAUGUUUUCUUAUUUCACUUCAAAUUGAGUUCAUUCACUUCAUCUCUAUACUGACCACAAGCCAUGUGUGGAAGUCUGCCACGAACUUGGGGAGGCAACUUCUCUUUUAUUAAUAUAUAUAUUUAAAUUAAAUUUAGAAUAUUAAUUUAAGCAACCUUAAAAUAUCAGUGAUUGCCCUUCGUCUCUUUCCAGGGUUCAUUUUGCAUAUCUUAAAUCCCUGCAUAUUUUACCUAAACUAUACCAUUCAGUAGUCCAUUAUUACCGUAUUUUUUCGUGUAUAAGACGCCCCCUUUCGGGGGGGGGGACUCCAAAUAACGAAAAUGCACUAUCCAUGUAUAAGACGACCCCUAAUUUUAAACUUCAAAAAAUUUAGGAACAAAUAUAGUCUUCUACAUGGAAAAAUACGGUACAUCCAUCCAAACUUGUUUACACUGUUGAAUUUAUCUUAAUGCUGCCAAUGUUUUCAAGUGUACACAAUUCGCCCCCCCCCCAUAUAUUCAAUAAACAUUUUCCAGUCUUCUUUAAAUGUAUGUUCUUCUUGUUCUCUUAUUCUGUAUGCUAGGUCGGCAAGCUGCGCAUAUUCCAUCAGUUUAAGUUGCCAUUUUUCUUUAGUUGGGACCUUGCUCGUUUUCCAUUUUUGGGCUAAUGAAACACAGGCUGCAGUAGUGGCAUACAUAAACAACCUUUUUUGACACCUGGGAAUAGGGAAACAACUUCUCUGCACUCGUUAGCAUAGGUGUGUGUCCGCUGUCCAGAAAGAACUUAUUGCAUCCUGUUUUAUGCCACUUGUGUUUUUUGCCCAUUGUCUGUUUAAUCCUGCAAUAUUGCUUUAUACUACCAGUCACCAGUAACUGGGUGGUGCCUCAGUCCUCUGCAUUGUAUAAGCCCCCACUGUUUUCAGUAUGGCUUCCCCCUAGCCAAGCGUUCAUAGGCUUGCAGUCUAAAUAGCAGUGGCCACAUCCAUGCUGAGUUAGAUUUGUGUUGCUUUUACUAUGUGGGUGGGGCGUCAUCGAGAAUUCUGAAAAAAUGAGCUGCUGCUUCUUGUCUGGCCCUCCGUGCUUGCGCUGAGCAAGUCCCAACAAACACGUGAAGGCAAGUUUGAGGAGUCCCCAUUCCUUAAUGGUUCUGCUUCCUAGAAUAUGAUUGUGGGUGGUUCCUGCACUACAAUAGUAAUUGUCUCCCACUUGGUGACGUGGUCUAUGGAAGCUGCAUAUUCAUGCUUUGACCUUCCGGCAGAAGCUGGGCUCUGUAUGAAACCCCUGUUUAGCACUGCCAGCUGAGGAUGUUGUUUUCCUGUUGCCUCAUCUGAGCAAUGUGGUUUAACCCUUGGCUGUUCCUGUGUCUUUCUGCUGCCUGAGGCUAGCACAGCUACACUCCUUAGAGCUUCUGUCCACCUCCUCUGUCUCUUUCUGAGGUUGGCCCCAGAGGAGAAAAGAGGUUUCUGUGUGUCUUGGAGCAGGAGCAGUCUGCCAAUGCUGCAAUCCCUGGGCAUGAAGCAACUGCGCCUUGGGCUCUCGCUAUUGUGAAACAUGCCAGAAGGAGAACAUGACCCUGCUCUUGCACCGGGAAGCUGGCUAAAGACACAGUGCGCGACUUCUGCUGGCUGGCCUGUUGAUCAGGGAAGAGGAGCAAGAAUGGACCAUUCCUGAAAGCUCAGCUUUAAUGCAAAAUCUACUGGGGGGGAGGCAAGUUCUCCACAAGUUGUGGUCAGGGGAACUGCCUGAGGAGGUUCUCUUGUAGGCUGGCUGCCUUGUCGAAUACCAGCAUUUGUUGUUUGUUUGCCUCCACGUCACAGGACAGGUAAGUGCUUUGUGUGUGCGCGCACGCAUGUGCGCAUCAUGUUCCCCCAGAGUGGGAGAGCAGGGUUCUUGUGUGACUGCUGAGGAAGGCACACUCGGUGACUAUUGAUCUCCAGAUUCCUGUGGGUCAGUAGGCACAUGUUGUUGGCUCCCACUGUGCAGCCCUCGCAAACUUGUCUUGUCUUUGUGGCUCUGUGCACUGUCUUAUGUGGAGUCUUCUUCUUCUUUGGCGAUCCCUCGUAGCCGAGUAAGAGUGUCUUCCAUAAACACGGUUUUCACAGUGAGUCUAUAAGUGACUGUGGAGGCCAUUUCUGGAUCCACAUGUCCUGGAUCCACAUGUGGGGACAUAGGUUUCCGGGCAGGAGUUGAUCACGGUUUGGAUUUUCCACGUGUGCCUUCCUCUUAGCACGUUUCUCCCUUGCAUCCUGAGUUUGAGUGUCUUCAAAGCCCAUGACACCUUUGGUAAAGGCUGUUCUCCAACUGGAGCACUCGCAGGCAAGUAUUUCCCAAUUGUUGGUAUUUAUACUACAUGCUUUUUAGCUUUGCCUCGAGAGAGUCUUUAAACCUCUUUUGUUGACCACCAGCAUUACGCUUUCCAUUUUUAAGUUCGGAAUAGAGUAGUUGCUUUGGAAGACGAUAUACGUAUAUAGGUGGCCGCUGGUGUUACCUGAGCAUUCAGGUGCAAAUGGCAAAUCCGACCUUCAUUGAGAAGGGCUUUAACACAUUUGGAAGGGAUUAGGUUUCAUCUUGUUCAUCUUUGUCUGGUCCAAACCUACCGCCAACUAGUUCAAAAUUUCUCCUGCCUCUUGGAGUUCAGAAGUUGGAAGCAAGAGAGUGGGUGCCCAGUGUCAAUCAUACGCAUCGUUUUGGGGGGGAUGGGAGUCGCCUUUCCAGCCACAUCUGGAGGUCUGUAGGGUCCCAGAAUUGAAAGUAGACCGGGGCGGGAACACUGGCAUUCCUGAUACUGUGAGUUGCCACCCGACAUCAGCCCCAGCCAGCAUGGCCAAUGGCUAGGGAUGGUGGAGCUUCAAGCUCGCAGGUACUUCAUCCUUGACGUAGGGAUUGAAAAGCACAGGGCCUGAGAUGAAAUCUUCUGGCUCCCUCUAACCCAGCGGCUAUGGAGCAGAGCAGCAGCCUUUUGGCAUCAGCUUCUGGAAUCUACACUCUGGGUACUUUCGGAGCACCAAGAGGUCCAGGAGUAUCCUGCUUUUCGCGUAUUAUCGGCACAUGGCCUGUUUUGUCAUUGCAUGUACUGGUUGUUGUUGUCAGAUCUAAUACAGGGAUUUACCUUAAGCAUUUUGAGUGACAAGUUUUUAUUUAUACUUUUCUUUUUCUUUUAAUUUUUUAAAUGAAUUUUAUUAGUAUUUUCCACACAACAACAACAGCACAAAAGAUAUCAAAAAAUAGCAAUACACAACACAAAAAAAAAACCAUUCGAAAACUAAAACAAAAAACAAAAAAAAACCAAAUCCAUGUCUUACAAGUUAAUAUUAUAAACACUAAAACAACGACAACAAGACAUUGACUUCCACCAAUCUUUUCAAUUUUAUACAAUUUCAUUAGUUUUACAAUCAAUUUAACAUUUCAAAGUUUGACUUCCUUUCCCCUCUUUCUGCAGUUCCUUAAAUUAAUUUUUUAAAUAUCUUCUGCAUAUCGAAAUUCAUUUAAUUUGCUCAUUUAUUCAUCUAUUUUAAAUAUAUACUCUUAUAAAACUGCAGGUUGUUGCAAUAAUCCUGCCAAUGUUCUUAUCUGUUUACAAUUUAUCUGUAAAUAUUCAAUAAACCAUUUCUUUUACAAGAAGCUUGUUAUCUUGAUUUCUUAUUGUUCCAGUAAGUUUCAUCAUUUCCACAUAUUGCCUAAGUUUCUGUAUCCAUUCUUCCUUUACUGGGACUUCUGCUUCUUUCCACUUUGGGGCAAGUAACAUUCUUGCUGCUGUAGUAGUGUACUUAAAUAAAUUUCUGUACAAUUUAGGUAGUUUUGUCCAUAAAAAUACCAAAAGAAAGACUUCUGGGUUUGUUUGUUUUUUAAUAAAACUUAUCCUUUUCAAUUCAUUGUAUAUCAUUUCCAAGGAAAUGGGAAAUUGAGUGGCAAGGACUCUGGUCAUGUUGCUAGUGUGAAAGGAAUGAGAUGCUGGUGACAAUUGAAAUUUUAAAAAAUGUGAAAUGGGGUUUCAGCUUUGAGAGGCCUCUCUUCCCAGUUCUUCCUCCUCAGUAGCCUCAGAAUGGGAAGGAAGGGAUCUGUCUUUCAUAAUAACAUAAUAAUAAUUUAUUAUUUAUACCCCGCCCAUCUGGCUGGGCUUCCCCAGCCACUCUGGGCAGCUUCCAACAAAAUAUUAAAAUACAGUAAUGCAUCAAACAUUAAAAGCUUCCCUAAACAGGACUGCCUUCAGAUGUCUUUUUAAAGUCUGGUAGUUGUUGUUCUCUUUGACAUCUGGUGGGAGGGCAUUCCACAGGGCAGGUGCCACUACUGAGAAGGCCCUCUGCCUGGUUCCCUGUAACUUUUCUUCUUGCAGUGAGGGAACCGCCAGGAGGCCCUCGCCGGAAGGCACCUCAGUGCCCAGGCAGAACGAUGGGGGUGGAGACACUCCUUCAGGUAUACUGGACCGAGGCCAUUUUCAGCUUUAAAGGUCAGCACCAACACUUUGAAUUGUGCUCGGAAACGUACUGGGAGCCAAUGUAGGUCUUUCAAGACCGGUGUUAGGUGGUCUCAGCGGCCGCUCCCAGUCACCAGUCAAGCUGCCGCAUUCUGGAUUAGUUGUAGUUUCUGAGUCACCUUCAAACGUAGCCUCACAUAAAGCACAUGCCAAUAGUCCAAGUGGGAGAUAACUAGAGCAUGCACCACCCUGGUGAGACAGUCUGCGGGUAGAGUCUCAGCCUGCAUACCAGAUGGAGCUGGUAGACAGCUGCCCUGGACACAGAAUUGACCUGUGCCUCCAUGGACAGUUGUGAGUCCAAAAAGACUCCCAGGCUGCGCACCUGGUCCUUCAGGGGCACAGUUACCCCAUUCAGGACCAGGGAGUCCUCCACACCCGCCCACCUCCUGUCCCCCAAAAACAGUACUUCCGUCUUGUCAGGAUUCAACCUCAAUCUGUUAGCAGCCAUUCAUCCUCCAACCGCCUCCAGACACUCUGACUUCCUUCACCUGCUGCCCACACUCCUCUCCUCUCCUGAGCGAUGGACCUGAUUCUCCUCAGGCCAGACCUUCCUUGCCUAAAUAAUGCCUGACAGGCAGUUCUCCCUCUGCCUCUCUUGCUUUGUUAUUAAUUUUGAGGCAUCUGGAGCUCCCCUUUCCAGCUGCUGCAUCCCUGUCAUUUGGAGAGCUCCUCCUGCUCCCUCGAGUGCUGGCCCAGAUAGCACUGCAAAUGGUCCUGUGGCAAAGUUUGGCUUUUCUUUACUCACACACCUGCUGGCUGGUUUGAGGGCGGAGGAUCCCAGGCAGUGGGUGAUAAUUAAAUAAAUGCGCCCCAAAGAAUUUGGGAAUUAUGUCCCAACAGUGGAAGAAUGGCGGAGUAAGAUGGUGGAAUACGUGGAGUUAGCAAAGCUGACGGAGAAGAUCCAGAAUCAGCGUGAUGAAUUGUUUCAAAAGGACUGGAGCAAAUUCAAAUUAUAUAUGAAAGAACAUUGUAAACAUUUGAAAACGUUUGUAGCUUUGACUUGAAAUGUUUUGUAAUGAGAAUAUAAGGAACUGAUUUACAUUUAAUGAGGGAAAUUUAAAAAUAAGAGAGAAGGUAAAAAAGUGGUUAUAGAAAUGCUAAGAAUAAAGUAAAUAUGUACAGAAGUCAGAAAGAGGGGCGGGAGGAGGUUGAUGCUUGGAUAGAGCAAUGUCUGAGUUUACUGAAUUAUGUAUGGAAAUUGUGAUUAUGAUAAAAUUGAAAAUGGAAUAAAAAUUAUUAUUAAAAAAAAAAAAAGAAUUUGGGAAUUAUGGAGAGAGAACUACCGAAAUCGUACAGUAAUACUUCUGCAAACAUCCGCCUUGUCUAGCGUCCAUUCCAGUGAACGUCCGCAGCAAACCCAGAAGUAUCAGAACAUGUUACUUCCAGGUUUGCCGCAUGUGCAGAAGCGCUAAAUUGCGCACGUGCGCAGACGCAGCACUUUGCCCUGCGUCCUUUUGGGCUAGCGGCCGGGGCUCCAGAAUGGAUCCCGGCUGCAAAACAAGGUACGACUGUAUAGAAAUUUAUUUGUGUAUGCUACUGCAGCCCAAAAGUGGAAAUAAGCAGAAGUCCCAGCAAAGGAAGAAUGGAUAUGAAAACUUGUGGAAAAUGCAGAAAUGGCGAAACUUACUGGAAGAAUAAGAAAUCAAGAUAACAAACUUUUUGUAAAAGAAUGGAAAUGGUUUAUUGAAUAUCUACAGAUCAAUUGCAAACAGAUAAGAACAUUGGCAGGAUUAAUGUAAUAACCUGCAGUUUUAUAUGAGUACAGAGGUCUCGUAGUACAAGCAGACAUUUUUCCACUUUGCAAAUGCUUCUUGGUGCUAUGUUGAACACAGCCCAAUGUUCCAUAAAGAACAAAUAUUUUUGUAAAUGAUAUUUCAAUACUUCUUUGGCAAGGCAUGCUAGUAGAUCACUCAGAGGUUCAUCAUGCUCCCUAUGAAACCAUUUUUCUCUUAACGUAGAAAAAUGACUCAUUUUUCUCUCGUCAAACUUUGGAGGUUGUGAAACCAAUUUGUUUACAUAUGUGUCGCCCAUCAUGGCCCACAGGCUAGAGAGAAUAUUGGCAACCUAAAAUCAAGCCAUAUCCUUCUCUUGAAAGAUCCCAGCCUACAAGUUUGUAAAAUAAUGUCUUGGAUGAAUGAGGGUGUACAAAGGCUGGUGUCACCUGUCCUUUUGGGGCCCUGAGUUCAAGUGAAGCCAGCAGUAGCAAUGUGUUGAACACUUGCCCUGUCCUGAGCAUCAGGACCCUGAUAUGACCUGCUCUGACAGGCUCUUACUCCCUGGAAAACCAUAGCGGUAUCUGCCGUGGAACCACCACUAUUGACAGGCCCACCUCGAUUCCUCUCCCACUGACCGUACAAUACUUCAAGCCCAGUUACAUGAAAAACACACGUUCUAUAUUGUCCUGGGUGCUAUAUAUAAUUUCUCUCUUGUAUGCAGGGUCCUUAAUGCACUGGGCCUGGAAGCAGCAUCGAUAGCCGUCAUGGGGCAGAGUGAAUCAGAGCCACAGGAGGAGCAAGAGGUAACGCCAAAAAACGAGAGACAUUGCACACACUUUUGUAAAUCAAGAAAAUCUUUUAUAAUAAUAAAAAGAAUGGGCUAGAGCUGUUCUGCUUUCCCACCUGAAAUUUGCCCAUCCAUCCUUUUUGCAGCUUUCCUUUAUCCCUGUUAAGUUUCUGUUGCUGUACAGGGAAACAGCUUUGCUUCUAGACGGAGACGUUAUUUUUGCUUGUUGGUUGGCUCUGUUCUUUUGAAGGCCUUGGGAAUCAAUGGGAUCCUAGUUAAUGAAUGAAUGAAUGAAUGAAUGGGACAUGGGUGGCGCUGUGGGUUAAACCACAGAGCCUAGGGCUUGCUGAUCAGAAGGUCGGCGGUUCAAAUCCCCGCGACGGCAUGAGCUCCUGUUGCUCGGUCCUUGCUCCUGCCAACCUAGCAGUUCGAAAGCACAUCAAGUGCAAGUAGAUAAAUAGGUACCGCUCCAGUGGGAAUGUAAACAGCGUUUCUGUACACUGCUCUGGUUCGCCAGAAACGGCUUAGUCAUGCUGGCCACAUGACCUGGAAGCUGUACACUGGCUCCCUCGGCCAAUAAAGCGAGAUGAGCGCCACAACCCCAGAGUCGUCCGCAACUGGACCUAACCGUCAGGGGUCCCUUUACCUUUUAGUUGCUGUCAAAGGAACAUUUCUUGUGUGAGCUGAAUGGAAACUUAGGCAUGACUGCUUGAAACAUAAUCUUUUUUAUAUAGUAAUUUUUAUUAGUUUUCAAUUACAGUCCACUAAUAGCCUCAUUAUAACAAUGCCAAAUUAUAAUACAAUUACUAAUACCAGUCAUUCAAAUACCAAAUUAUAUAAUUUAGAUGGCUCCCCACGUGCUAGAAUUGAUGGUGUGAUGAUUUUCUUUAUUUCUGCGUUCCAAAAUCUUAUUAAUUUCAGUUACAUUCCAGUCAAAAUAAUAAUUCCAUAUACAGCAACUGCAAUAUUGAUAACAUAUUUGUGUUCACACAUUAAAUGAUUUAUGAAGCUACAAGUGAGGCACUCAAACUAUAUCCUUGAAACACCCGCCACAACCUGGCCUAUACCCGCUGCCCCAGGAAGCCCUCUAACCUCUUUCCCCCUCCUCUGCGCUGGAGUCCUCCAUCCUUGAUCCUGCCCUUCAGUGUCUGCUAUGUUCUCUCCCACUGCAGGAUGCAACCCUGACCGCUGUACUUUCCAACGUCAAGCUCUUUGUGGCAGAUCAGCUGCAGGCCAGCAUGGUGAGUAGAAAGGGGACAGAGACCACUUUUGGGGGGUCUGCCUCAGGGAGGUAUACGAUGGGUGCUGCCACCUGUGGCACACCUGUACAAAACCGCCUCCUAGCAGAGACACCAGGAAAGCUAGGUCUGUGUUUCCUGCUGCCAGGGACAGACACCUCUUUGCAUGGGUGUCAAACUAAGUGGGGAGGGACACACACUGCUAGAGGAUGGGUUGUGUAAUUCUGAGGAAAGGGAUCUGUUUCUUCAGUCCUUCGGAAAGCAGAUUCUGGGCUUCACCUCCCCACCUUAUAAGGUAGAUGUGGGAACUGUCACCAUAUUUGCUCUUGCACGAUAAAAGCAAAGUGCCAUGCCUUUGUUUGCUUGUUUUAUCUUGCUUCUCUGAGCAAGUUGGUGACCCAACCAUUAACGCCUAAUCGAAGUCCAAUAUAAAAGCAGCCAAUAAAAAUACCGUAAUCUCAGAGUAAGCCACUUGAAGCACCUCAGAAAACAGCCCUGGAAUAAGCCAGAUUUAUUUAUUUAUUGAAAUAUUUUUUAUUUGAUUUUACACAUAUAAAAUUAUAGCAAUACAACCAUACACAUCAAGGGUUGAGAGAUUCCUCUGAAUCUCUGGACUUCCCACCUUCCCCCUCCAUGGGUCCCAUUAUCAAACCUUCUCUACUGCAUCUUUUUCAAUAGUCCAUGUUCCUAAAACUCCACUGUCUCCAUAGUUCUUACUACAUUACAAGUGUUAUUGCAACCCUGCUAGUGUUUUCAUCUGCUUACAAUGGUCUCCAAGAUAAGGAAUAAGCCAGAUUUAAACACACUUCAAUCAGUAACAUCUAUCGCUGAGAAUUCAAAGCCUGUCAAAGCAGUAGAGUCUUGGGUAUCUUUCUGUAAGCAGGAAGAGAAGAAGAUCUCUGAAUGGGCGUCCCACAGUGUUGGCUUGCUAAACACACAGCAGCUAGAUUCUGGGUACCGAGACAGGCGCCAGAGGCUUGUUUCGUUGCAUUUACCAGUAGCGUCAAGGAAACAGACUUGGCUCAUUGGAGGCUAAAAUUAUGCCCAUUUAGUCACAAAAUUAUUAUCCUGCUAUUGCAUUUUAAAGGCAGUGAAGUGGUUUGGACUGGUGAACUUCGCGGUCCAUGUGGCUUCCUAAGGCCAGUCGCAUUCUGGCUCUCCAGGGCAGGUGGAUGUUAAAAGCAAUUAUCGCACACACCCAAACCCACUUUAUCUGUAAAUUCCAGUGAUGGGCAAACCCCUGGGGCAACACCCACUACAGAUAAUUGACAGCUGCCUGUUCAAGGUUGGAAUCUUCUAUGCAUCGACCCAGAACAGCAGAGCCCUGAGUGACUCCCACAGUAAAGUGAAUCAAUGGCCGGGCACAGAAUGCCAGCCUGCCACUUUUCCAGCAGGCCAUAACCCACACGCCAACUGGGCGCUAACCCUUCCCCACAGGUGCUGGGUGUCAUGAUAGGAGUCGGGCUCUCCGUGCUGCUUGUUGCCGCCUUGAUCCUGGUGCUGAUCCGCCGGUUCCGCCUUCAGAGUAAGUUCCUAUGGGGCUGUGGGAAGUGGGCGCGCCGUGCCAGUGGGCAGCUUUUUUGCCAAGGUGGGGCCGGGCCGGGCCUGCUGACCUGACCUGAUCUUUGGUCUCCUCCUUCCUCCCUUCCCUGCAGAGGUCCAGGCCCAGGAACAACCCAAAUAUCGGUUUCGCAAGCGGGACAAAGUGUUGUUCUACGGGAGGAAGAUAAUGCGCAAGGUAAUUGGAGGAAAGGGAGAGGACCCACAGUGUGUGUGUGUGUGUGUGUGUGUGUGUGUGUGUGUGUGUGUUUGGCAUGGAAUGGUUGUGCUGGAGUGGUAGAAUGACUUCUUUGAGAUGAAUUGGUUGACUUGGGAAUGGGGAAUUAUGCGGCGUCCCAGCGAAUGGCUUCUCUGCAUCCCAAAGCUCACUUGAGCCUCCUGUUGUCUGGGUCAGUCACCGUGACCCUUCUGCUAUUGCUUAUAAUUUUUAUUACAUUUUCUGUUUUCCAAUUUAAAGUACAGUCGUACCUUGGAUCCUGAACGCCUUGCGAGUCAAACGUUUUGGCUCUCAAACGCCACAAAUCUGGAAGAGAGUGUUCCGGUUUGCGAACGUUCUCUGGAACCCAAACGUCCAACGGGGCUUCCGAUUGGCUGCAGGAAGCUCCUGCAGCCAAUCGGAAGCUGUGCCUUGGUUUCCAAAUGUUUUGGAAGUCGAAUGGACUUCAGGAACGGAUUCCGUUUGACUUCCGAGCUAUGACUGUACUCAUUUUUACAUCCUUAAAAUAUCAGUGACUUCCUUUCUUCUCUUUCCAUGGUUCAUUUUACAUAUCAUAAAUUCCUGCAUAUUUUACAGAAACGAUACAAUUCAUUAUUCCAUUAUUACAUCCAUCAUAGCUUAUUUACACUGCUGAAUUUAUCUUAACGCUGUCAGCGUUUUCAAAUGUACACAGUUAUUUCCCAUCUAUUCAAUAAACGUUUUCCAGUCUUCUCUAAACACCUGUUCUUUUUGUUUUCUUAUUCUAUAUGUUAAGUCUGCAAGCUGCGCAUACUCUGUCAACUUAAGCUGCCACUCUUCUUUGGUUGGGACCUCGCUCAUUUUCCAUUUUGGGGCUAACAAAACUCGUGCCACAGUAGUGGCAUACAUAAGUCACCCUUUUUGACACCUGGGAAUUUCAGUCUGCUUAUUCAGGAAAAUAUCUUGGACAGUCAAGGCUUUGGCAGGUGUGGGAGCAGGGACUGUUGAGGGUGUUUGUGUGGCUGGGCCAGGAUCAGUCCCUUCCUGUUGAUAUUUGUCAUGUGGUUCCCAAGGGGAGAAGCUGAUAUGUAAAGCAUGGCUCUUGGGAGGGUAACCUGAAGCCUUUGUUGAGGUGCCUUGAUCCUGGCUAGUAAAUGUGCGUAACAAAAGACCAGCAGCAGGUAUAUAGGGCUGGGUGGCUGCAGGGUUCCUCCUUCCACUUACCACAUUUCCUUUCUUGCUAGGUUUCUCAAUCCACGUCCUCUCUUGUCGACACCACCAUGUCUGCUUCCCGACCGCGCAUGAAGAAAAAGCUCAAGAUGUUGAACAUUGCCAAAAAGUGAGUCAGUCAGCUAGAGCAGAAAGCAUGCACAUGUCAGGGAAACGAAGGGCCAUAUUUGGGCAAAGUCUAGCUCAGGCAUAGGCAAACUUGGCCCUCCAGGUGUUUUGGGACUACAAUUCCCAUCAUCCCUGGCCACUGGUCCUGCUGGCUAGGGAAUCGGGGAGUUGUAGGCCAAAAACAUCCGGAGGGCCAAGUUUGCCUAUUCCUCGCCUAGCUGCUGCAUUCUGGAUUACUUGUAGUUUCUGGGUCACCUUCAAAGGUAGCCCCACGUAGAGCGCAUUGCAGUAGUCCAAGCGGGAGAUACAGUAUUAGUUGCUUAUUUGCUUGGGGAAUAAAGUCAUACCUUGGGUUACAGACGCUUCAGGUUGUGUGUUUUCGGGUUGCGCACCACGCCGAACCCGGAAGUACCGGAACGGGUUACUUCCGGAUUUUGGUGCAUGUGCAGAAGUGCUAAAUCGCGACCCGCGCGUGCACAGAUGUGGCACUGCGGGUUGCGAACACUGCGGGCCAUGCAAAUGUGCCUCCUGCAUGGAUCACAUUCGCAACCCGAGCAUCCACUGUAGAGGGAAGGAGGGAGUCUCUGUCUUUAUUUGCAAGAACAAGAAGCUGGUUGGUUGGUUGGUUGGUUGGUUGGCUUCCUUCCAUCCCUCUGAGGAACCUCUGCCUUUUCCUCCCUCCGCACAGGAUCCUGCGUAUCAAGAAGGAGCUGCCCACCCUUCAGCUGAAGGAGCCGCCCCCCUCCGUCCUGGAGGCCGAUCUCACAGAGUUUGACGUGGCCAACUCUCACCUGCCCUCCGAAGUGCUCUACAUGCUGAAGAAUGUGCGGUACGCGCCGGGGUUUCAGGUUGUGACCUGGAUAGGAGGUCAAGGGGGAAGCCGCAGGAAGUACCUGGGCAGCUGGCACUGCCAUUGAACAGAGCGUGCCUCUGCUUUGCCACAGAGUCAGGAUCCUGUUGCCAGGCCACAACCCUUCACCAGAAUGUAGGAAGCCAGAUGAUGAUACAGUUAACAAAAUUAUUAAGAAUAUGAUGGCGGUGGGGAAGCUGAUGCUUUUGCAUGCAUGCUUCAAGCGGGAGAGAGGCUGUUUUUCAGCUUUUGCCAAAACGCUUCCAAAUUUGAGGCUGCUGAACAGGCAACUUGGUGCCCUCCUCAUAUUGUGGACAACUCCCAUCAGCCUCAGCCAGCAAGGGAUUAUGGGAGUUGUAGUCCGAAACAUCUGGAGGCCACCAUCUUGGCUACCCCUGAAGUAACAGCUACAUCUCCAGCUUUCAAGUUUCCCUGCAUUGUUUUCCUUGGCGUAGAUUUGAGCAGUGUCGGUUCCACACAACAUUUGGGGCGGCCGUUUACUAGCUUCUGCCAUUCUUCUUCUUGCUGCUUCUGCUACUCUCAAGAGAAUCCAACGAACUGCUUUUUAGAACAGUACACAGAAAUGCCUGUCGGGGAAGGGAGGGAAUUCAAGCAAAUUGGAUUGCUGUGCGUGGGGAAUAACAAGAAUUAAUGUUCCUAACAAGUGGCCUUUGUGCACAUUCACCACACCUCAUAGAGGAUGUGCAUAUAGCUUCACCGUGAAGAGGAAAUUGUGCCUGGGGAACAGGUUGCUAAAUCCUCUCCCCAGCUCCUUGGCUUUGCUGCUGCUGCUGCUGCUGCUACUGCUGCUAACCUUUUUUAAAAAAAAAUUAAUUAUUAUUUUUUCAAUGCAAAAUUACAACAAAAAAUUCAAACAUUGAAUCCAAAAUAAAGCAGUACAAGCAAGCAAAACAAAAAACAAAAAACCCCCCCACAUCUACAAAUAAAACCAUAUCAUCAUUCUAAUCGUUACGUACGUAUAUACAUAUUGACUUCCUUCCUUUGUUCUAUGACCUCGAAAUUUUUACUCUUUCUAAAUUGUGUCUAAUUUAGAUUACCUCUAUCUUUAUACUUUUUGCACCAUUUAUCUCUUUCUUUAACUCUGCAAAGCUUCAUUCAUUAUAUACCGAUAUACUUACUCCAGAACAAUGUUUUUUCAUAUACUCUUUAGCACAUCCCCAUUCUUUUAAUAAUUUUUGGUCCGAUUGUCCCCUUAUGAAUGCUGUGAGUCUUGCCAGAUGUAUAUACUCACAAAAUUUAAUUUGCCAUUCUUUCAUUGAUGGAAUUUUAUUCCCUUUCCAAUUUUUUGCUAUGAGCAUCCUAGCAGCUGUUGUCACAUAGAGGAAUACUUUCCUUUGAUUGUCAGGAAUAUCGUUUGUGAUUAUACCUAAAAGGAAUGCCUUGCUGCUGCUAUCCUUAUGGGUUUUGCAGCCAGCCCAGAGCAAAUAGCCAACAUUGUUAUUAUUAUUAGUAGUAGUAUAUUACCCUAUACCUGCAGAUCUCAAGAUGGUUCUUAACGCAAAAUCACAGUAUAAAAACACAAAAUAUGUAAUAAAAACAAAAACAACCCAAUAAUUCCCUAUGCCCACAACAAAUUUUAAAAGGGCAUUGGAUGUCAAAUCAGCUGGGGGCCUAGUUGAAGAGGAAUGUUUUCGCCUAAUGUCUAAAGGUGUAUAAUGAAGGCGCCAGGCGAACUUCCCUGGGGAGAGCAUUCCACAGACAGGGAGCCACUACAAAAAAGGCCCGUUCUUGUGUUGCCACCCUUUGGACCUCUCGUGAAGGAGGCGCACGAUGAAGGGCCUCAGAAGUUGAUCUCAGGGUCCCGGUAGGUUCAUAUGGAAAGAGGUGGUCCUUGAGGUAUUGUGACCCUGAGCCAUUUAAGGCUUUAUAGGUCAAAACCGGCACUUUGAACUGGGCCCGGAAACUAAUCGGUGGCCAGGGCAGUCAGACUGGGAUCGGUGUAAUAUGCUCAAACCGUCUUUCUCCGAUGAGCAACUGAAUCCUGAUGGUUUCUGAACUAGCUGGUGUUUCUGAACCCUCUUCCGGGGCAUGGCAUGGUGCAAGGAGAGUGUUGUGAUGAUGGUGCCCUCUUCCUUCCUCGCAGGGUGCUGGGCCACUUUGAGAAGCCUUUGUUCCUGGAGCUGUGCAAGCACAUGACCUUCCAUCAGUGCCAGCAAGGCGAGUACGUUUUUCGCCCGGGUCAGCCUGACACCAGCAUCUACGUGGUCCAAGACGGAAAGCUGGAGCUCUUCCUGUCUGAGCAGGUGAGGGCAGCAGGGAGCUCAGUCGGGCAACAUCAGGAAACUCCAUGGGGACGAUUCCAUAGCCAUGCAUGGCUAUGUGGCUCAGAGGGCAAGAGCUGGGCAUGGCCUGGCGUUCGUCACGGCAGGGAACGAACAGAGCUGCACAAGACACAUUGGCACAGUUGCAUGCAGCUCUUGUUCGUUUCAGUGGGGCUUGUGCGGGAGACCUUGAUUGUGGUUCCUGCAAAGGGUGACGCAGGGAGGGGUCCCCUGGUUGGCUCGGAGGACGGCUAGCCAAUUGCAAAUCUCUUUGGUUGAAGAAGACAGAGUCCCUACCAGAAAAGAAUGGCAGAUUAAGUUGAUGGAAAAUGCCGAAUGGGCAAAAAUCGGGGAGACCAACAUUUCCAUAAGGAAUGGGGAACAUUUAUAAUUUAUCUUAAAAACCAUUGUAAACAGUUAAAAUUGUUAGCGUGACUAGAAUAACACUUGUACAGUCAUACCUCGGAAGUCGAACGGAAUCCGUUCGACUUCCGAAAUGUUCGGAAAGCAAGCUGCGGCUUCCGUUUGCUUUCCAAUUGCGCAGGCACACCGGAAACAAUAGCGGAAGCUGCACUGGACAGUCGGCUUCCCCCAAAUCAUCUGAAAACCAGAACACUCAUUUCUGGUUUUUUGAACAUUUGGGAGCCGGCAUGUGACUCCCAAGACAUUUGGGAGCCGAGGUUACGACUGUAGUUUAAUGUUGAAUUUUGGACAGAAUGGAGAUGUAAAAGAUUUGGAUUAUUAUAAGAGAUGCAGGAGGAAAUGAUUAACAAUAGGACCCACAGAGGGGAGGAGGGAAGUCCAGGAGAUUCCUUGGAGUCUUGUUAUAUAUGGAUAUGUGAUUGUAAAACUUUGAUUUGAAAACCAAAUAAACAAUUGUUAAAAAAAAAAAAAUCUCUUUGUUUGAUUCAGGAUGGGAAAGAGACCCUUGUGAAGGAGGUCUUUCCGGGCGACAGCGUGCACAGCCUCCUCAGCAUCCUGGACGUCAUCACGGUAGGAUCCUUGUCCACCGCAGCCUGUUAGAAUCCUAGAUACGGAAGGGGCCUGCAAAGCCAUCUAGUCUGACCCCUUUCUCCACGCAGCGUCUGCAAUGCAGGAUGCAACCACAGCAUCCUAAGCCUCCAGGGGAGGAGACCCCAUCCCUUGCUGAGGCAAAGCUGUUCCCCUGUCAGACAACUCUUGCGGUUACGAAGUUUCGCCUCGCCGUCAGCCUAAAUCUGCUUCCUUGCCAUUUCCACCAUGUGGCUCCAGGCUCCACAUUCUUCUAGUUGUGGGCUCCAGCCUCAUUCUUCCUUCUCCCACCCAUUCCGCUCCCUCCCCUGGCUUGCCCCACGGGAUGAGCUAAAGGUGGGAACCGAUCUCGAGGCUAGCAGCGGCCGAGGCACCAUGAUCUCUUCUGUGUAGUGGAAUUGGUGGAGCAGAAGGAUCCAGAUCCGUUUAAGUCCAGGGGGGCUGACCCAUGGUGCUGCAGCUAUUGCUAGUCUCCACCUACCAUCAUCCAUGACCAUUGGCCGUGCUGGCUAGGGUUGGGGUUGGAGUCCAACAACGCCCGGUGGGGCCCCACAUGUUCCUCUUUCCCCCACCACUUCCCCGUUUUAAGCAGCUGCCUUCUGACAAAAAAGGCACGGUUGUCUAGGAGGAUGGGCCCUUUGGAGUGGCGGCUGUGGGUCGAAUCAGGGGCAGCCUCCUGUUGUUCUAAGAUUGGUUUCCCAACAGGGUCACCAACGCCCGUACCGGACAGUCUCUGCACGGGUAGCUGAGGACUCCACAGUCCUGCGUCUGCCAGUGGAGGCCUUCUCGGCUGUCUUUGAGAAGUACCCUGAGAGCCUGGUCCGGGUGGUGCAGGUGAGUGCCCUGCCCAUUGCUUCACUGUCUCCAGAGUGGUUUCUCUUUCUCUGCCUCCCGUCCUUUUCCCCCCUUUCCCUUUCUCUUUCCCCCCCAUGCAUUUGGCCUGGCAUAUAUGCACAACGGUUGACCUCCAGAUCAAGUUGUUGAGUAUAUUUCACAUACUUGCCAUGGGUGGUGGUUGAGCAGGGGUUUCCAGGAUGUUUGUGUGUCUUUGUGUAAGUCAUUGACUCUUGCCAUGAUUGGCAGAAGCAGGCCACGAGAUGGUGAUGAUGAUGAUGAUGAUAAAAAUGGAUGGAAAAAGAGGGCUCAUCCCCCACUUGUCACAAUCUUCAGAACACCACAUCUCUGAAAGUGUUCAGCCAAGGCAUGCCCAAGAACUUAACAGCUGCUGGAGGCUUUUAUCCUUUUUGGGGGGGGGGCGUUCAUCUUCUGGGCAUCCAAAUGCCAUUUGGAUUUAGCCAAUCCAAGGCAGAAUUGUGGGGCUCAGUCUUUUUGAUAACCCAAGCAGCUUCCAAGUCCUUGAAAGAUGCGGUGGUGGAGAAGAGAGGUUUCUGAAACCUCCUCGCCAGUCCCUGCUAUAGAGAACCCCACAAGCUUUGAUCGGACUGAAGUGACCCUCGGACUGAGAGAAUUGAAAAGGGAAUUGAAAAGCCCCCCUUGCAAGGAAAUUGUACAAGUGACCUGCCCUUCUGCCUCUUUCCCUUUCAGAUCAUCAUGGUGCGCCUUCAGAGAGUCACCUUCUUGGCUUUGCACAACUACCUUGGCCUGACCAAUGAGCUUUUCAGCCACGUGAGUUCCUGUCCUACCCCAUUCCACCUUCUCUCCCUCACCCUUGUCCGGCUGGAAUCUGCUUUCAGAGUGGGAAGCAACCGUACCUGGCUCCUGAGCAUGUGCAGAACGCAUCCCACCUUUCCUCCGCUGUGUUGGGGGUUAGGGCUUCUAAGCUAAGCAAAAGGCUUUGGCGGGCAGCAUCUCUCCUCCACUACCACCCCCUUCCCCCCCCUGCUUAUGUGAUAAUAAUAAUAAUAAUAAUUUAUUAUUUGUACCCCACCCAUCUGUCUGGGUCUCCCCAGCCACUCUGGGCGGCUUCCAACGAAGAUUAAAAAUACAUUAAAAUGGCACACAUUAAAAACUUCCCAGAACAGGGCUGCCUUCAGAUGUCUUCUAAAUGUCAGGUAGUUGUUUAUUUCCUUGGCAUCUGAUAUUAUUAUCAUAUUAUUUUUAUACCCUGUCCAUCUGGCUGGGUUUCCCCAGCCACUCUGGGCGGCUUCCAACAGAACGCUAAAAUACAAUAACCUAUUAAACAUUAAAAACUUCCCUAAACAGGACUGCCUUCAGAUGUCUUCUAAAAGUCAUAUAGUUGUUUAUUUCCUUGACAUCUGAUGGGAGGGCGUUCCAAAGGGAGGGGCCACUACCGAGAAGGCCCUCUGCCUGGUUCCCUGUAGCUUUGCUUCUCACAAUGAGGGAACCGCCAGAAGGCCCUCGGCGCUGGAUCUCAGUGUCCGGGCAGAACGAUGGGGGUGGAGACGCUCCUUCAGAUAUACUAGACUGAGGCCGUUUAGGGCUUUAAAGGUCAACACCAACACUUUGAAUUUUGCUUGGAAACGUACUCGGACAAACAUGACUGUGUUCUCCAUCCCCAGGAGAUGCAACCACUCCGGCUAUUCCCCCAGUCGGGCCACACCUCUCGUACCAGCCCCGUCCGACACAGCAAGCGUGUCAUUAGCGCCUCCUCCAUCGAGGAUGCCAAGGAUAGCUCUGGAAGGCAGGGGGAAGCUUCCUCCAGGGACCAAGGUAAGGGAAUUUGACCCGCGUGCAUCUGACUUAAUCCAUGGGGAGGCAGUGGUUGGGUCCUCUGUUUCCAGAGAGCCUGGUGCUCUGCAGGCCCCGGCUGCUAAACAUUUAGCUCAUCCCCAGCUUGACCUUCAACUUCCCCAACGCAGAUAAGGCGAGGGAGGUAAAAACAAAGGAUGCCGCCUCAGACGUGGAUUUAGCUGUCCGUUCCGGGGGGAGGAAAUAAGGGCUGUUCUUGGAAUCAAAACUGGAGCUCAGGGGAGACAAGUAUGGGUUGUCAGUUUUCUGAGCAGCGUGAGCCUGCCCUCUUGUCUACCGUGCCCCAGACAGCUGCAUUUGACUCCUUCCGAGCUCGCAGAAAUUUAAGCCGCUUCUCUUGGGUGCGCCAAUUUUUGGGGCAGCAAAGAAGCUUGGCUUCUGCCUCCAGUGGCUUCCCCUCACUAUGGCACCACAGGAGCUGGGAGGGAGGCUGUGAUGCUACUGACGGCCUCUGCAGGUCUCUGUCUGAGUUACAUAGCAGCCAGGAGAGCAGCACCCCACAUUGUCUCGGCUGAUUCUCCCCUCUUCGCUGUCCUUCCUCCUUUCCCUGCAUACUCUUGGCCUUGACAGGUGGACGUAUCUGUCAAGGCUGGAGCCAGAUGCAGGUCAGCGCUAAAAGAAGCAGAUCUCCGUUUUCAGUGAACUCUUUUCUCAAGGAAACGAACAUACACUCAGCCUAGUGGUCUCAGCAACACUUCCCAGUAGGUCUUGCCCCUAUGGAGCAGUUGCCAGGACUGAAGGUCCCCACAUUCUGCCAGCCUUAAGGCUCCUCCUCUUCUGGGUGCUUCCCAAGCAGUCUCAAAAUGCUUCUGCGCACCUCUGGCCUCUCCUCCGUUGCCAUCAUUAUCCUGCGCAUUCUUGGAGACCAGUGGGGAGGGGAGCUUGUCGCAGCAGGAGAGGGGAGACUCCCUGGGGUCUUCACUAGCCUCUUGACUGUCCUCCUCUGCUUCCGCCUCAAAGUCUGAAAUGCUCUCUGUCACAGUUUCUUCCUGCUCACUAAAGCCUAUUGCCCCUUCGGCUUCUAACAACACCUCCCACCAAACUUCUCCUUCUGACCUCUUCUCGGUGUACUGCCACCAAUCCGCUGGCUCUGAGGCUUCCUCCUCUGGGUGUUCCCUUCAUCCAGCCAGUCCCUGACAGUAUCUGGAUGGUUAUCCCUGGGCAGAAAUGUCCCCAGGAAUGAUUUUGUGGCACAUGUGAGUUUGGGGGGUCUGGGUGUCCCUCUCAUGGAUGUGAGCAUCCCACUUGGUCUACUGCAAUGUGCUCUAUGUGGGGCUACCUUUGAAGGUGACCCGGAAACUACAGUUAAUCCAGAAUGCUGUAGCUAGACUGGUGACUGGGAGUGGCCACCAAGACCAUACAAAACCGGUCCUGAAAGACCUACAUUGGCUCUCAGUACGUUUCCGAGCACAAAUCAAAGUGUUGGUGCUGACCUUCAAAGCCCUAAAUGGCCUCGGCCCAGUAUACCUGAAGGAUAUCCCCAUCGUUCAGCCCGGACACAGAUGUCCAGCUCUGAGGGCCUUCUGGCGGUUCCCUCACAGCAAGAAAUGUACAGUGAACCAGGCAGAGGGCCUUCUCAGUAAUGCUGCCCACCCUGUGGAACGCCCUCCUAUCAGAUGUCAAGGAAAUAAACAACUACCUGACUUAGGAAACAUCUGAAGGCAGCCCUGUUUAGGGAAGUUUUUAAUGUUUGAAGUUUUAUUCUGUUUUUAAUGUUCUGUUGGGAGCCACCCAGAGGGGCUGGGGAAACCCAGCCAGAUGGGCGGGGUAUAAAUAAAGAUAUUAUUAUUAUUAUUAUUAUUAUUAUCAUUAUUAUUAUUAACAUGAGGUGCCCACGUGUCUCCUGGGCCUGGUGAGUGAGUGAUAGUCUUUUAUACUUCCAGGUGACCCGUUGAAAGCAGGUCUGCUGGAACCUCCCGCUGCCCCGCUGCUGAGUCGCUGCAUCUCCAUGCCAGUUGAUAUCUCAGGUAUGUGUCUCUCUCUGCCUUGACCACCUUCUGCCUUCCUGUGGAGAUGCAGCAUCCGCGGGCCUUGGGCUCAGUCGGCUCCAUUUCUCUGGUGUUCUUUCCUCACCCAGGGAUCCAGAGGGGCCCCCGCUCAGACUUUGACAUGGCCUACGAACGAGGCCGCAUCUCAGUGUCCCUUCAGGAAGACAGCUCCGUCUCACUGGCUGGCUUCGCCCGGGUGAGUCUCUAGCGAUUGGGAUGCUCUGCUGGUGCCUGUGGGAUGCUGCUGCUGCCCUAGAGCGAGGGAGGGAAUAAUAAUAAUAAUUUAUUUAUACGUACAGACAGACAUACAUACCCCACCCAUCUGGCUAGGUUUCCCCAAGAUGGAGCCUGUCAGGUGGUGAUGUGUGGUUGUAGUCUCUCAGUCAGAUGACUUCAGGUGAGAGAGAAUUAGAGCUACCCUGCUUUUGUAGAAACUCUUACAUUGUUUCGUUUUUCUUAUUGAUUCAAUAGCAACAACCAAAGUGCAAGCAUAUAACCAAAAGAAGCAAAGAAUCAGAAAUUUAAACCAGAAAGCGUCAGAGCCUAGAAGGGCAAAAGGAGAAAUCAGGAAGACCAAAUUUUUAACAAGGAAUGGAGAAAAAAUUAUCUUAAAAGCCAUUGUAAACAGCUAAAAUCAUUCGUAGGAUUGGAAUAACACUUGUAGUUUAUUUUUGGGUAUAAUGGAGGUGUAAAAGAUUUGGAUUAUUCUAAAAGAUGCAGGAGGAAAUGGUUAAUGAAAGGACCCACAGAGGGGAGGAGGGAAGUUCAGGAGAAUCUUUGUAAUCUUGUUUUUAUGUUGGUUGUUGGAUAAUUGAUUGUAAAACUUUAAAUUGAAAAAGUAAAAAACAAAACAAAACCAAGGUUCCAGUGUAUUUAUACAGUAUAUAAAAAAAGGGGUUGUGCCUGGUGGAGAUGGUGGGGUUCUUUCCUUUCCCUCUCGCGGGAGCCUUCCUCUCCGGUAGCUUCUUGCCCCCUCCGCCCCCUACCUGACCUUACCUUGUCACCAUCCUUGGCAGUCGACAUCCCAUGAGCCCCGGGAGCGGAAGUCUGUGACGGUGGAGGAACAGCCGUCUGGGAUCUACCACUACAACUACUGCGAGGACGACUCUGCAACGGGCGACUGUCCCUUCGGCCCCUACCAAGGAUGCCAGACGAGCGCCAUCUUUGAGGCUGCCAAGCGGGAGCUGGUCAAGCUCAUGAAGAUUGAGGUAGAUGCCGUCUGGGAUCCCUUGCUUCUCAUUCUGCAUGGGAAUUGGUUCUUUUUCAAGGCCACAUAAUUUUUUAUUAGUUUUCAAUUACAAUACAUACCUCUGGUUAUGAACUUAAUUCGUUCCGGAGGUCCAUUCUUAACCUGAAACCGUUCUUAACCUGAGGUACGACUUGAGCUAAUGGGGCCUGCUGCGCCGCUGCCACGCAAUUUCUGUUCUCAUCCUGAGGUAAAGUUCUUAACCUGAGGUACUACUUCUGGGUUAGCAGCGUCUGUAACCCUAAAUGUAACCCGAGGGGUUUGUAAUCCAAGGUACCACUGUAAACCAAUAAUAGCCUCAUUUUAACAAUUCUAAAUUAUAAUACAGUUCCUAAUACCAAUCAUUCAGAUGCCAAAUUAUAUCAUUUAGCCCUCCCAGCAUGCUAGAAUUGAUGGUUGGAUGAUUUACUUUAUUUCUGCGUUCCAAAAUCUUAUUAAUUUCAAUUAAACUCUGGUCAAAAUGUCAAUCCCUUAUACAACAACUGCAGUAUUAACGACUUCCAUUCGUACUGACACAUUAAAUCAGGGGUCAGCAAAUUUUUCAGCAGGGGGCCGGUCCACUGCCCCUCAGACCAAAAUAUAGACCAAACUAUAUUUUGGGGAAAAAAUAAUGAAUGAAUUCCUAUGCCCCACAAAUAACCCAGAUAUGCAUUUUAAAUAAAAGCACACAUUCUACUCAUGUAAAAACACCAGGCAGGCCCCACAAAUAACCUAGAGAUGCGUUUUAAAUAAAAGGACACGUUCUAGUCAUGUAAAAACACGCUGAUUCCUGGACCGUCCAUGGGCUGGAUUGAGAAGGUGAUUGGGCUGGAUCUGGCCCCCGGGCCUUAGUUUGCCUACCCAUGCAUUAAAUGAUUUAUAAAACUGCAGGUGAGGCACUCAAACUGUAUCCUUGUUCUUCCUGUGUGUGGCUAUUAUUCUGUCCGUGAUGUAUCUUCCUGUCCUUGUAAAAUAUUAUGUCUAUCUUUUCCCGGUUGUUGCUGUUCUCCAUCACGCCUUGGGCAGAGCUAAUAUCCCAUUGUUUCAGAAAUUCUCGAUUGCUCUGUUUUCAAGGCUACAUAAGAGGCUUCUGAUCAUCAGUAGCUAGUUUUGUCCCGUCACGCCCCUGAUUUCCAGUUGCUGGGGAUCACAAGUAGUGAGCUUUCUCUACUUGUUUGUGCAGAGGCUUUAUAAUAUAUAUUUCAUAUAUAUUUCAGUGUUCAUAGACGGAGGUUUUUUUUGGGGGGAAUGCAGCAAGGCGUUAUACAACAUGCAAAAUUACAUUAAAAGGAAUUUUAAAAAAUCAAUUUUAAAAACUGGUUAGGAAAAAGAACUUAAGCUUUCAAAGGCUAUGCGUCUUUCCAUCAAUCAGUUGUUAAUCCCACACUGUGUUCUUCCUACCUGUAAGAAGUUGGUUGUGGAUUUGUUGGCGGCAGGGCCCAUUAUUUAAUCCUCCUUAAUUGCGGAAACCUAAAUUUCUGACAUGCGGUUGAAUCACUCCCACAAAAUACCGACAGUCUGGAGUCACUCAAGAACUUCAGUUGCAAAACUCAUAAAAGCGCUCUUGCGAAACUCGUAAAAGAAUAAUUACGUUCUGAUCUACACAUUAGUCUGGGAGGUGCCAAUCAGGUCAAUUUGCAUUGAAAUUAACAGAAAUUAAAUGCCCUGUAAAUUACGUAAACAAUUGGGGUCAGGGCUUACAUCCAACUGCUUUAAGGUUCAGAGCCUCUUGAGGCCUGGAAAGGAGGUGAGUUUUGGUGCCUUGAGACAACUGCAGUUCCCAUGGUCUUUGAGGCGAGCCAUGAUAGCUAGACCGGUUCCGUAUUAGUUUCAUUUCUUGGGUUGAUGUUUCUUUUACUAUGCUUGGGUUGAGAGCCAGUGCAAUGUUCACCUGUCACGAUCAGGCAAGGGAAUUUUCAAGAGUGCUGAUUUCCUCACCUGGCCCAGCAAGUUGUUUCCCUUCUGGGAGCUCAGCUCCCCCACAUCUGCCACUGCAGGAGCUGGGCUCUUCAUGGGCUUUGACAUGCUGAGGACUUGGCUUCUUUGCUGCAGGAUCAGUCGCUGGCCUGGCUCCUUUUGCUCCGGGUGUUGGAGACCCUGGCUCCUCUUGCAGGGCUUGGACUACAGCCCUGCUAGCACACCCUCAUCCCAGAUUGCCCUCACCCUUCUUCUCUUUCCACAGGAUUCCUCCUUGCUCAAUAACCGGGUGUUGCUGCACCAUGCUAAGGCUGGGACCGUCAUUGCCCGCCAAGGAGAUCAAGUAAGUUUUAUGGGUGGCACCAGCAAAGUCGUCUGGCCAAGAGGAGGGAGGAUGGAGUCCAGUGUUAAACACACACACACACACACACACACACACACACACACACAGUGAUGGCCUGGGAUUCGGACUCAGAUGCUGAACCUGAGGGAUCCCAGCCUGCACAGGAUUCCCCGCCUCCAGAACCAGCAUGAGCCUGAAGGGUCCUCACCUGUGCCGGAUCCUCAGGUGCAGGUACCAGCUGAGUCUGCUCUGGCUCCUGAGGUGAUGGAGGACCCAUUGCCUGCAGGUGCUCCUCUCUCAGCCCUGUAGGAGGAAGUUGAGGUUGCCUCUGGGUCCGGUGACCCUCCAGCCUCUCCUGAGCUGCAGAGGCUCAUGGCAAAGAGGCGGAGGGAACUAAGUUCCCGCAGGAGGAGUGCUCGCCUCCAGGCCAGGAGAGGCGAGUCACCAGAGGAUCGGGGCCACCCUAUGCCUCGGGGCAGAUAAAAGCCGGCCAGCCCCAGUCCCAAGUUGCGGGAGCAACAUUGUUGAUUGUUAGUUCCUGCCUGAACCCUGUCCUGCUUUCCUGCCUGAGCUCUUGAGCCGCCCUGGCUCCCUGCUUGCAAGCCUGUUCCUGACUUCACCCGACUCCUUGCCCUGCUCCCAGCUUCAGCUCCUACGGACUGCCUCCAUGUUGCACCUUUGACCACAGACCGGACUUGGACCUUGCCUCUCGGGUAACCCACAGGACCAGCACACACACACACACACACACACACACACACACACACUAUAGUGAGAGGAUGCAAUGAUGCAGCACAGGAAAGAAUUGGAAAGUGCACAUUCCCCUCUCUUUGUCACCCUCUCUCUCAUAAAAUAGUUGCCUUUACCAGUAGACUGCAUCUAGUGCUGCCCCCCAUGUUUGAUGGACAUGUUUCUUAGCAAAUCCUGCCUCCCCAAGCCUUUCUCCACACCCUCUGCUUCCUUUUAUUAUUGUUUAAUUAACUUUAACUUUAAUAAAAUAUUUAAAAAAAAAUAAGGCUGUGCUAUUUCUAGAGCUCUGCUGUUGGGUUUCAUGCUCCAAAGUGAGCCUGUUCCCUGCGCUGAUCUCUCUUGCCAGGAUGUCAGUCUGCACUUUGUGCUUUGGGGCUGCCUGCACGUUUACCAGAGGAUGAUUGACAAGGCCGAAGACGUGUGCCUCUUCCUGACGCAGCCCGGAGAGAUGGUGGGCCAGCUGGCCGUGCUUACUGGGGAGCCGCUCAUCUUCACCAUCAAGGCCAACCGCGACUGCACUUUCCUCAAGAUCUCCAAGUCCGACUUUUACGAGUGAGUGGCACGGGAAUGCGGUCAUGGAAUUGUACUCAAUAUUGAUCCAGAGCAGAUUCCAGCGUACGGUUAGCAGAAUAAAAACUUAAACACGUUGCAGGAUUCUCAAAAAAUAGACCAGAGGCAAUUGUAUUUCAUCCAGCAGAGCUUUACUGCUACUGAAGGCAAAUGAGCAUAAUGGUCACAGAUCCAAUACAUUCAGGAUUGGCACUGUCCAUAAGGGAUCCACUUGCAGCAGACUUAACCUAAGCUUACAGUAACUUAUAAUAAGACUAAACCUUAACACUAUCUUUGUGCAGAACACCACACCAGAAGGAAAAGAGAUAGAAAGUGAAACCCCGGCUCCUUCUGGACUCUUAUUAUAGUCUGAACAACCACAAGCAACACGCAGCUAAGAAUGUACAGUGGUACCUCGGGUUACAUAGGCUUCAGGUUACACACACUGCUAACCUGUUUCAAAGAUGAUUCUUCAUCAGCAAAUAGAUUGUCCACACAAGUACAUCUAAUAGCAAUGGAUCAGCAACCACUUAAAAGUGUAGUAAGCUGAUGGAACUUUUAUUGGACUCCUAUCAUUUGUGACUUCAUGCACGUUUACGUGUUUGUUGUUUAUAAAUUGAGGAACAGUAUAAUGUUAUAAAUUUAUUGUUAAUACAUUAUUAGCCGCGUGUUGCUUGUGGUGUUUCAGAGUUUUCUGCUUUGCAACACAGGGGAUUUUCUUUGUUGUAUACCCUUACUACAAUCAGCAUGACCUUGACAGAAAGAGAUAACAGGACCAGUUUAAGCCAGCUGUACUCAGCUUCUUUGAAGGAAUAACCCAAACAUCAGGAACCUUCUGCUUGUUUAUUUCACACAGAGAGGCUUCUAGAACCCUCUUGAAUUAAGUAGAAUAGGAAAGAUCACACACAUCAGAUCAAUGCUUUCUGCACUAAGAAAUGCAACCUGACAAACACACCUCCGCCCACCCCUUGCCAUGUGGUACCUGUUUUUUCCUCACCUGCCCACCUGUCAUUGCUCACUCCUGGACUCUUGAUAUUGUUCCUCACCUCAAGUCUUGCCUAGUUACUUCCGCUCUCUUCGCCUUUGCCAUCCUUCCUCCUCUGCUAUGUGAUCCAGGGAGGGUCAGGUGGGCAGAAUGAAAAUCCCAGAUUCCAUUCAUUUCUUCAUUCUGGUAAUGUGGCUACAGUCCGGGGACAGGGGGAGGAGGGGGGCUUUCCUAUCCUCCACCAUUAAGGAUUAUUCUUUCUUUUCUUGCGUAGCAAAGCAGCCGCUGGAAUCACUUUUUCAGCAUGCUGGCUAAUUUCUUUGAAAACAAAAAGAUUGGCUGGGAUGGUUGAAACUGGUACUAUGACAGUCCCCAUCUUUUUAUUUUAAUAUUUAUUAUUCAUUUACUUUAUUUAGGGCAGUGGAUUAAACUGGUUACUAUAUAUAUAUAUUUUAAAAAAAUAACCAAAUGUUGUUCUGCAAAACUCAAGCAUACAGUAAAAAGCCAGUAAAAGCCACACCAGUUAAUUAAAAAUAAAUAAAUAGACCUGAUGAUCAUGAAGUACAAAAGGUAAAGAUGAGCACAAUGUCAUGAAGUUUAAAAGGGAAAAUUUAUAACUUACCUUAGAGACCAUUCAAAGAGUUAAAAUUGUUAGCCGGAUUGUAAUAACACUUGCAAUGUAGCAAAAAUUAUGGAUACAAUGGAGAUAUAAAAAUUUGGAUUAUUGUAAAAGAUGCAGGAGAAAAGGAUUAAUAAUGAGACCCGCAGAGGGGGAAGAGGGAAGUCCAGAGAUUCGUGGGAAUCUUCUAUUUUUGCAAAGUGUGGUAUGACUGGAAUUUUGCACGUGUAAAAUCAAAUUUUUAAAAAUUGAGAAAAAAAAUAAAGUUCAAAAGGGCAGAUCAAAUUAUGCGAUCAUAAAAUCAUGAUCUUUAAGGUGAUAAAAGUUCAAAAGGACAGAUCUUAAAGCAUGAUCAUAAAAUUAUUAUCCUUACAAUCGUAAUUAAGAUCUUUGCAUUCAAAAGGACAGGGCCCACCUUUGGCAGUCAGUAAAAGCCUGAGGAAAAAAAACACAUCUUCAGAAGAGUCCAGCUCCCCGUGUUUGGGGAGGGUUGUUCUGCCCUUAGUAGUGACUCGGUGCUGGUGUGUGAAUUGGCCCUUGCGCUGAGCCCAGGCACUUUUCCAGCUAGCCUUGUGCAGUGAGCCCUGGCUGGCCUUUCCUGGGUCUCAGUCAGAGGUGCUUCCUGGGGCUGGCCCUGGAAAUGCUGGGCUGGGCUGCGGGGGGAACCACACUGGGGCAACUUCCUCUACCACUAACCUGCGAUUCUUCCCCCCCCCCCCCCCCCAGGAUUAUGCGGGAACAGCCCAGUGUGGUCCUGAGCGUGGCUCACACGGUAGCAGCUCGAAUGUCUCCCUUUGUGCGCCAGAUGGACUUUGCUAUUGACUGGAUGGCUGUGGAGGCUGGCCGGGCGCUUUACAGGUAAGGGGCAAGCACUGUUGCCACCCAUGCCCACCCUGUGCCCAGAACCCCCCAUUUCUCCUUGGCGCAGGGCUCUGAAGUUAUCCUCCCCACGGGGCAGUUUCUGGUCCUUUCCUGCUGCUUCAGUGCGGGGAGUGGGGCAGGAGCUUCCAGGACAUUGCUGAAGGAGGGACCCUCUUGCUAGGAAGCCCCAGUGGGCCCUUCUUCCCCCCCACCACCAAUGUGCCCCAUGUCACCAUGCUCCCAUCCAAACCACUCUACAAAUGGCCUCGGCCCAGUAUACCUGAAGGAGCGUCUCCACGCCCAUCGUUCAGCCCGGACACUGGGGUCCAGGGCCAAGGGCCUUCUGGCAGUUCCCUCCCUGCAAGAAGUGAAGCUACAGGGAACAAGGCAGAGGGCCUUCUCGGUGGUGGCGCCUGCCCUGUGGAAUGCCCUCCCAUCAGAUGUCAAGGAAGUAAACAACUUUCUGACUUUUAGAAGACAUCUGCAGGCAGCCCUGUUUAGGGAAUUUUUUUAUGUUUGAUGUUUUAUCGCACUAAAGGUAAAGGUAAAGGGACCCCUGACCAUUAGGUCCAGUCGUGGCCGACUCCGGGGUUACAGUGCUCAUCUCGCUUUAUUGGCCGAGGGAGCCGGCGUACAGCUUCCGGGUCAUGUGGCCAGCAUGACUAAGCCACUUCUGGCGAACCAGAGCAGCAGACGGAAACGCCGUUUACCUUCCCGCCAGAGCGGUACCUAUUUAUCUACUUGCACUUUGACCUGCUUUUGAACUGCUAGGUUGGCAGGAGCAGGGACCGAGCAACGGGAGCUCACCCCGUCGUGGGGAUUCAAACCGCCGACUUUCUGAUUGGCAAGUCCUAGGCUCUGUGGUUUAUCCCAUAGCACCACUUGCGUCCCUUUUUAUCACAUUAUUAUUAUUAUUAUUAUUAUUCUGUUGGGAGCUGCCCAGAGUGGCUGAGGAAGCCCAGCCAGAUGGGCAGAGUGUAAACAAUAAAUUGUUAUUAUUAUAUCUCUCUUUGGUGAUGGCCUCUGCUGUCCCCUAAAGCCAGCCGUUGAAAGUGAUGCCCUGCAGAGAGGGAGAGGGCAAUUUGACCAGGGUUUCCUCCUCUUUCCAUUUUUCCUAGGCAAGGCGACAAGUCCGACUGCACCUACAUUGUGCUGAAUGGCCGGCUGCGCUCCGUCAUCCAGAAGGGCAACGGCAAGAAGGAGCUGGUUGGGGAAUAUGGCCGUGGAGACCUCAUUGGAGUGGUGAGUUGCUAUUAACGAGGAUGGUUGCAGAAGGAGGUCUUGGAGAGGAAUGCUGGGCAGCUUGCCUGCUCUGUGUGUCUAGCUAAGUCCCCUCCAACUCUGCAAUUCUAAGUCAUUGAAUAGAUGCUUCUGCUCCCGGGUACAGUCUCUCUCUCCCUCCCUCUGUCUCCCUCUCCUCCAACUUCCCCCACCAAAGACACUGGUAACUUCUAGGGUUUACAAACCAUAACUGAGACCAAACUAUGCCCACUUGCUCCUCCCUCCUUGCAAAGUGCUGUUGUUUGGUUGGGCAAAUAGUGAGCAGAAAAUACAAGUUCAAGGUAGGGGGUUGUCCCAGGGUGAAAGGCUCAGGGAGACAGACUGGAAAACAGAGUGAUUCUACAAGUAGGGUUGGAGAGACUCCAUUAACUGCUGAUGGAGAAUUUCACCACACCACCAAACUCUGCUCUCUUCCAGCGUGAUCUGAUGGUGUCUGAAAAAAGACCUCUGUUCCAGUGGAGCAUUGGGACUUGCAGCAAAUGUUAGAUUCCUUGCAGAUACAGAUCCUUCUCUGAGCAGUCUCAUGUAGUUGCUGAACUAUCUGCAGCAACCUUGAGACCUGCUCAGGGGAGGUCUUGCUGGAACAGAGGCCUAUUUCCUGGUAAUCGUGACAAAGAGACCCAUCCACCCAAUUUGGUUCCCAAGGGUUGUUCUUAGGAGAGAGGGUACAGUGGUCCCUUUCUUCCCUUAAGCUGCACACAGUAUCAGACUCUCGCUCUAGCCUAGUCUUGGACACACACAGUGAGCAUCUCUACUUUUGCCCAGUCAUGGCUCCUCCUAGAUAUCUGUCCUUCUGUGCCUGGAACCUAAAUCAUUAAUGCCAACAUAUUAUUUGUCAGGCACAGCUCUGACAUCUGAGGAGCUCAUCCGUUUUAUGCUAGGAAUCCUGCUUAAUGUGACCCCGAUGUUAGAAUUCCUGCUCCGUGAUUGCAGUCAUGGGAUUUUUGUCUAUCACAUGACGGUAUAUGUUUUGGCUCCACAGAGUGGGAAGUGACGGAGACAGGAUGUUUGUGUUACUGUGUUCCAUGAAGUGGGACUAUUGUCCUUUGUUCCUUUUCUCUUUGCUGUCUGAUGCUAGAGAGAGAGGGAGCCAUGUUGCAGUGCUCCGUGUGUAUUUAUAUGUAAAUAAAGUAGAUUAGCCAAAAUGCAGAGUUGCUGAGGUUUGUCACGCAUGAUGCACAAACUGUGCGGAUCCCUAAGUGUGCCGAUGUCGGUUGGCAUCAGUUGCUGUGAUGUUUGGGCUGAAGAAAGCUUAUGAAGCUCCCGAACGAUCGACCAGGAGGGAGGGAACAUGCCAGUCGGGCAUGUGUCUCUGCCAGGGUCCUACUCGAGUGUAGGAUGAACUCCUGACACCCCUCCCCCUCUUGCCCCUUCAGGUAGAAGCCCUGACUCGCCAGGUCCGAGCCACCACUGUCCAUGCUGUAAGGGACACAGAGCUGGCCAAGCUCCCAGAAGGGACCCUUAACAACAUCAAGCGACGGUAUCCUCAGGUGGGUGGCGAGGAAUUCUGUGCUUAAGAAGUACCAGAUUCUGCCUUCAAAGUAAGUUCUGCAAGCCGGUUCAUAACAGGUCCCGAACUCGCAUACUUUAAUUUGUGCAACUGGUUUGAGGGUUUAUUUCACAAUCAUUUGUAAUAUGAAACUCCUGACAUAAUAAACAUAUGAGAUAAGUGUUUGGGACAGAAGAUGUACCCAGGCAGAGUGGUUUUAUAAACACUCGAAGUAAAGAGAGCAGUGGUAAAAGCACAAGAGAGCGAAGCUUGGAGCCUUAACAAAGCACUUUACUAACAUCUACCACACCAUUGUAAGCAGUUACUGCCCAAAAUAUGUAUUGGAAAUUCCAUGAGAAUAAAUUCACAACGCACAGACUUUCCUGGUGAUUAUAAAACAAAUUAGCAAUUUCUUUUUCUGCCUGCAAACUCUCUAGACAGUUUUUAAUUGCUAGGCCCUCUGCUUGUUUCACAAUGAACUUAAUCCCAAGUUUGUUGAAUAUGCCCAGAGAUGUUGCUGAGACCCACACAUCUGAUUGAUGAAGGCAGGCAAACCCUCAUAUUGCAGUUUCUCCUGGACUGCCGUGAGCUUGCUGUGCCAUGUAGCAGAAAGACCCUCUGAAACACACACAUAUUGCAGCGCCUUGGUGAGUGAGAGCAGCAACAAGAAGAUGCUACUUCACACUUAACAUAAUGCCUCCUACAAAUAUUAUUCUGUUAUCAGGCUAGAGUUCAUUGCCCCAUAAAUGGUAGCUGGAGAGAAUCCUACCAAGGGGUACACUUUAGAAUUGCUCUUUGGUGCCUGAGUGAAGCUAUAGCCAGGAGUGAUGACAUGCAGGGAGCUAUUUUUAAAAAUGUGUGCAGGAAGAUAUUGUUGUUUUGUUUAGGACCUUGAUGCGGGUGGCACUGUGGUCUAAACCACUGAGUCUCUUGGGCUUGUGGGUCAGAAGGUUGGCAGUUCGAAUCCCCACGACAGGGUGAGCUCCCAUUGCUCUGUCUCAGCUUCUGCCAACCUAGCAGUUUGAAAGUACACCAGUGCAAGUAGAUAAAUAGGCACCACUGUGGCGGGAAGGUAAAUGGCGUUUCUGUGUGCUCUGGUUUCCGACAGAGUGUCCCGUUGUAUCAGAAGCGGUUUAGUCAUGCUGGCCAAAUGACCCGGAAAGCUUUCUGUGGACAAACACUGGCUCCCUUGGCCUGAAAGUGAAAUGAGCGCCGCAACCCCAUAGUCACCCUUGACUGGACUUAACCAUCCAGGGGUCCUUUACCUUUACCUUUUUUGUUUAGGGAAGAUUAGAGGAAGGGCUGUCCUGUGAGCUUCAAGUGGCCCAGCCAGCCCCUUGCUCAUAGUAUAUCCAAUACGUGGCUCAGGGCCCCACAUGAGAUGAAUGUGUGUUGCUCAGGAGCUGGCAACAACAGCUCAUCCGGCGUUCUGCUUAACCAGGCUAAGCAUGCCAGAGAUACUCGCUGGUUUCUGUGUUUGCUUGACUUCCUCUGCCUUAAACAGGUUGUCACUCGCCUUAUACACCUACUGAGUCAGAAGAUCUUGGGGAACUUGCAGCAGCUGCGUGGCCCUUUCCCAGGUAGGAGUGUGUAGAGAGUCCCGUUUUCAUUCAUAGAAUGCCUGUGCCAGCCACAUGCUCACUGGGUCUCGCUCUAUAGGUUCUGGACUGGGCAUGACCUCCAGCUCAGAGUUGACCAAUCCAGCCAGCAACCUCUCCACGGUGGCCGUCCUCCCGGUUUGUGAUGAUGUUCCCAUGGCAGCUUUCACCCUGGAACUCAAGCACGCCCUGAACGCCAUUGGUGAGCCCAACUACAGCGUUCUCUCGCUCUCACUCUCUCUGUCUCCCGUUCCCUGGCCCUGGCUCCACCAGUCAUGACCACUUUUCUUCUGGCUUUUUCAGGCCCAACCUUGCUUCUCACCAGUGACAUCAUCCGGGCUCGUCUUGGAGCCUCUGCCCUGGACAGGUAAGUUCUCUGUGUGCUCCUGUGUGCCCCUGCACAGGGUCUGAAGGCAGAAAUGUCGUGACUGCCAGAUUCUUCCAGGGAUUUAGAGGUUUUAUUACAUUUCCUGUUUUACAAUUUCAAAUGCUUUUACUUCCUUAAGAUAUCAAUUACUUCCCUUCUUCUCUUUCCACGGUUCAUUUUGCAUAUCACAAAUCCCUGCGUAUUUUACAAAAACUAUACCAUUCAGUAUUCCAUUAAUGCAUCCAUCAAAACUUGUUUACACUGUUGAAUUUAUCUUAAUGCUGCCAGUGUUUUCAGCUGUACACAAUUAUUUCCCAUAUAUUAGGUUUUCUAGAGGUUCAGUAGGGUGGGCACUUUGCGGGGUCAUGAGGGGAUAGGAAGGAGAGAGGCGAAAGGUUGACUUCCCUAAAUUUACUCUCCCACCUCCGUUCCUCACCUUGAGCACCACCUAGUGAGGAGGAUACAGCAAGAACAUGAACGGCUGUCCUUUUCUCCCCAAUUAUAAUUAAACAUUUUUCUUUCAGUUGAAAUAGAAUUCAAGCUUUUGAGGUUAGAGAAGUCUCGUUUGUACAAGUCUGAAAGUUUGCCUUUUAUUUUUAAUAGCGUUGUUGUAGCUUUUAAAACACGUAGUUGAAUACUGCUUGUAAACCACCUUGGUAGGAUUCACACCCUGAAAGGUGGGCUAUAAAAAAUGGCAGUAAAUAAAAAUAAAUUUCCCAUGUCCCCAAACACCCUCCAGCAUCCAUGAAUACCGCCUGUCUGGCUGGCUGGCCCAGCAAGAGGACAUCCAUCGCAUUGUGCUGUACCAGACCGACUGCACCCUGACCCCCUGGACUGUGCGCUGCAUCCGCCAAGCUGACUGCAUCCUCAUUGUGGGCCUGGGGGACCAGGAGCCCACCCUGGGCGAGGUGAGCAGGGUCUGGGAAGCGAGGCGCUCUCUGCUGGGAUCGGAGGCCCGGGAGGGAGGGAUGAGGGAGCCCUUGGCAGGGGCAAGAGGACCUGGCCUGGGGAAACAUAUGGGAGAAACGUACGUUGAAAAUGUCUAUAAGAAUCAAAGAAAAUUACUAUAAAUUAGUUUGGGGAUGGUAUUUAACACCAGUCAGAUUAAAUCAAAUAAACAAGGAAUAUUCAGUGUUAUGUUGGAGGGGAGGCCAGGAAACAGGGAAUUGUGUUCACAUGUGGUGGAGGUGUAAAUCUGUACAAAUUUUUUGGCAAAGGGUGUUUAAGGAGAUAACACAAAUCACUGGGUUAAAGCUGAGCGCAAGUCCAGAGGUAGCAUUGUUAUCAAUUUACGAUGGGGUGGAAGGUUAUGAAGGACUCGCUCGCAAAUUUAUUGACAGCUGCACGAAUUACGAUAGCUAAGAAGUAGAAGGGGCAAGCAGACUAUAAAAUGGAAGAAUGGUAUAAAGAGGUGUGGAAUAUAGCUCUUAAUUAUAAAGGUGAGGAAUAUGUAGGAGAAAUGAUUUUGAGGAGAUAUGGAGGGAGUUUGUAGAAUUUGUACCGUUAAAACAGAAAGUGGUCAAACCAUCGCAAGAGGUGUUGAAAUAUUGGGAGGUUGGAUAGUUACAAUGGAAUGGCCUCGGGGGGUGGGGUGCACAUUUUUAUUCUUAUUUAUUUAUGAUUAUUAGUUGAUGAUAAAAAGAGGACCUGCCCUCCAUGUCCUUCCUCUCUCUGCUUUUCCCCAGCUGGAGCAGAUGCUGGAGAGCACGGCCGUCAGAGCCUUGAAGCAGCUCAUCCUCUUGCACCGGGAGGACGGCCCCAGCCCUGCCCGCACCGUGGAGUGGCUCAACAUGCGCAGCUGGUGCUCGGGGCACCUGCACAUCAAAUGCCCGCGUCGGGUCUUCUCCAGACGCAGCCCAAACAAGCUGGUACUAGCCAAUUCCACUUUCCUAUGUGUGUUCCCCACCCAAAAGCCUGUCCCUUCAUCCCACUGCUCUCCCUGGCAAGGCUUAGUUGCCCAUUCCUAGGAGGAUGUUACUGACAGUAAGAGCUGUUCGACAGUGGAAUUUGCUGCCAAGGAGUGUGGUGGAGUCUCCUUCUUUGGAGGUCUUUAAGCAGAGGCUUGACAACCAUAUGUCAGGAGUGCUCUGAUGGUGUUUCCUGCUUGGCAGGGGGUUGGACUCGAUGGCCCUUGUGGUCUCUUCCAACUCUAUGAUUCUAUGAUUCUAUGCCCGCCCCUGAAUCCAUUUUGAUUGAGCUUAGAACCCCACUCGCCUUUGCACAGUGUUUCCCUUCACUCCAAGCCUCCCUCCCUCCCACACCUACCCCCUUCCCUGUUUAUUUACCAUAUUUUUUGCUCUAUAAGACACACUUUCCACCUCAUAAAAAGUAAGGGGAAAUGUGUGUGCAUCUUAUGGAGCGAAUGCAGGCGGGAGGCUCUGCUUAGCGCUCCCUUUAAAGAGCCGCGUGGAGCGUGUGUGCGGCUCUUCCUCCUCGGGGAAAAGCCCCCAAGAGCCGCACACACACUCCGUGCGCUCUUUAAAGGGAGCGCAGCUCUUGGGGGAGCCUUCAUCCUCUGCCCGGGAGAGGCUGCGCGUGGCUAUCCCAUAAGCCAGGACAGCAAGCUAUUUGUUGAAUAGCUUGCUGUCCUGGCUUCUGGAAUUCAGAUUUUUUUUCUUCUUGUUUUCCUCUUCCAAAAACUAGGUGCAUCUUAUGGUCUGCUGCGUCUUAUAGAGCAAAAAAUACGGUAUUUGUUUGUUGUCACAUUUGUACCCUGUCUUCUUCCCUCCAAGGAGCUCAAGGUGGCCUAUGUGGUUCUGCCAUUUAAUCCCCGCAACAACCCUGUUGUUGGGUUGCGAGAGGUGGUGACUGUCCCAAGGAUGCCUGGUGCCAACAUCAGGCACCAGGCGCCAAGCUUAAAGGGGCACAAAACUCAGAGGAGCUGUAAUUGAGAUUUAUUUAUUUUAUUUAUUUAUUUGUUGAAUUUAUAUACUGCCCUAUACCCGGAGGUCUCAGGGCGGUUCACAGAAAAGAUCACACUAUUUAAAAUAAAUAGUGUCUGGGUAGGUUCAUAUGGAAAGAGGCAGUCCUUGAGGUAUUGUGAUCCUGAGCCGUUUAAAGUUUUAUAGGUCAAAACCGGCACUUUGAAUUGGGCCCAGAUACUAAUUGGUAGCCAGUGCAGUCGAAUCAGGAUCGGUGUAAGAUGCUCAAACAUUUUGCUGCAAUGAACAACUGAAUUCUGCACCAGCUGAAGUUUCUGAACCUAUAUGUAGGCAGCCCUACAUAUAACGCAUUUGGAGGGAGGGUGCCAAAUUUUAGGCUUGCUCAAAGCUUACCAAAGUCCACCCCUGCCCUCGAGCUUCAUGGCCAAAUGUGGAUUUGAACCCUAAUCUCCUAGGCUGACGCUCUAACUAUUGCACAACCCUGCCUCUCAGCUCCUUAAAUGGGAAAGUGUGCUUUGUUGUUUGGGCUCUGCUGAUAGGUGAGUGGACCUCCCUCCCCACCGGGUGCCUACCGUAUUUUUUGCUCUAUAAGACUCACAUUUUCCCUCCUAAAAAAGUAAGGGGAAAUGUGUGUGCAUCUUAUGGAGUGAAUGCAGGCUGCGCAGCUAUCCCAGAAGCCAGAACAGCAAGAGGGAUUGCUGCUUUCACUGCGCAGCGAUCCCUCUUGCUGUUCUGGCUUCUGAGAUUCAGAAUAUUUUUUUUCUUGUUUUCCUCCUCCAAAAACUAGGUGCGUCUUGUGGUCUGGUGCAUCUUUAUAGAGCGAAAAAUAUGGUAUUUUGAAUGCCUUUCUCUGGAUGGGAAAAGUUGAUGCCUUGAAGCAGGCAAACUCUUGCGGACUCCCCUUCACGUUCUCCUGCUUCUUUGGAGGCUGGUGGAAGUAGCCCCCUUCCCUUCUUUUUCUGCUUCCCCCACUGCAGAGGGAGAUGUAUGAGAAGGUCUUUGAGAAGAACGCCGAUCGCCACAGCGACUUCUCCCGCCUGGCGAGAGUCCUCACAGGCAACACCAUCGCUUUAGUGCUGGGGGGUGGCGGAGCCAGGUAAUUUGCCCUCAAGCACUCGGGGAAGGUCUGAAAAAUUUAUACGAUUUGAGGAGUAGCGAGGGUAUUUUGGGAAAUUAUACGUGAUGAGAUUUUUUAAAAAUUGUUUAAAAUGAGUAUAUAUAUAAAAAAGCCUGAAGCAUUUUUGUUAGGUAUUAUUGGGGCAGAAAUCCCCCCGAAAAUGUUGAAGUUGUUUAUGUAUAUAACAGCAGCACCUAGGAUUCUUUAUGCACAGAAAAGGAAAGAAGGAAGAAGUUCCUUUGUACAAUCUUUUUUAUUCAGUUUUACACUAAACAUUUAAAUUCAAACAUUAGACACCAUCAGCAGCAUUUAGGAUUCCCUAAUCCUUUGACUCCCCUCCACCCUUCCAUGGUUUCCAUUUUCAACCUUUUCCAACUGCCUCACAUAUUUUCUCUAUUUUUCUUAAAUAAUCCAUUUUUACCUUAGUUUUUAGUACAUUACAAGCGUUACUCAAUUCUGCCCAAGUUUUUAGAUGUUUACGGUGUUCUCUUAAGUACAUUGUAAAAUUUUCCCAUUCCUUAUUAAAGUUCCUCUCUUCCUGGUUUCUGAUUUUCCUGGUCAUUUUCGCCAUUUCGGCAUAGUCCAUCAUCUUCAUCAGCCAUUUGUCUCUGGUCAGCAGAAGAAUUUCCCACCAAAGAAGAAUGGAUAAGUAAGAUAGUGGGCUGUGCAGAACUGGCAAAAUUAACAGCAAAAUUAAGAGAACCUAAUGAUGAAUGUUUUAUAGAAGAAUGGAUAUCUUUUUUUGGACUACAGUGGUACCUCAGGUUAAGUACUUAAUUCGUUCCGGAGGUCCGUUCUUAACCUGAAACUGUUCUUAACCUGAAGCACCACUUUAGCUAAUGGGGCCUCCUGCUGCCACUGCACCACAGGAGCACGAUUUCUGUUCUCCUCCUGAAGCAAAGUUAUUAACCCAAGGUACUAUUUCUGGGUUAGCGGAGUCUGUAACUUGAAGCGUCUGUAACCUGAGGUACCUCUGUACUUGAAGAAAUAUUAUCAGAGGAUUUGAACGAUGAGCAACUGAAGCAAUUAGAUUAUAAUUGUAUGGUUAUGAUUAAUAGCAGGUAGGGUACAGCAAAAGGGGAAAAACAACAACUCCGGAAAAUGGGGGUGGGAAGUCGACAAAUAUAAGAGAAAAGGGGAAAUUGUGUUUUGAUUGAAGAAGUUUAAAAUAUUGAAACUUAAGAAAAUAUAAUUGGGGCGGGGCGAAAGGGGAGGUCCGGAGGGUGCCCGAAUACAGCUUGCCUGGGUCCUGGGAAGGCAGCUAUUUGCCCAGCACCCCUGCCCCAAAGAGGAACCUAGCUCUUUCCCCGCCAAGCCUCUGGAGCCCACCCUUCCUCCACUCAUGAAAUGGGAGGUGGGAUGCCUUUGAGCAGCAGGGCGGACCUUCCUUUGACCGUUCCCUGCCUCUGGAAGAAGAGGAGAGCCGUCCCGGUUCCCUUGGCCUAGGGAGGAGCGAAGGAGGGGCCCAGACUCUCUUGGAGCAGCCCAGGGCAGUAGGGCUGGGACAUCGCGGCUGCCCUCGGUCCUUGCGCUCUGGCCUGCUUCAGGUGUGGCCCUUCCCUUCACCGCAGGGGCUGUUCUCACAUCGGUGUGAUCAAGGCUAUGGAGGAAGCCGGUCUCCCCAUCGACCUGAUUGGCGGCACCUCGAUUGGCUCCUUCAUCGGCGCCUUGUACGCGGAGGAGAGGAGCGCCGUGCGCACGAAGCAGCGAGCCAGGGAGUGGGCCAAAGUGAGCAAGUAUUGGAAGCGGCAGGGUUUGGAAUGGGAGGGGAAACUCCAGCUGAUUUGAGCCUGCCAAAUUUCGGGAAACAUAAGGACCUAGGAGGCUGCCCCAACCGGUAUUGCCUUCACUGCCUGGCCGUGGCUCGCCAAGGUUUCAGACGGGUGGCAUUCCCAGUCCGAACCAAAGAUCCCAGAGAUUGGACCUGGGGCUUUCUGCAUGCAGUAAGUAUCCAAACAAACCCCUGUGUUGCAAAGAGAACGUCAGCAGUGUCUAGGCAACACCAUGACCAUAUACAUACAUAAUAGACAAUCUUUAUAGAAUUCAUUCAAACCAUAAAAAGUUCAAAAUGAAAUCUUUAGUCUCAAAGAAUGAAUGUAUGUAAAUGAAAAUAUCAAAUGCUGCGGAACAGUGCCCGUGUAAUAAUGUAGUCGCUGCAUUCAUUCGAAAUAAGAUGGGUUUAUGAAGCAUUCUGUAUCCACCCACCACGCUGACGAAGAAUUCUCUGAAACAGUAGUCAAUAUCCGGAAUCACUGUUCAGUGUUGGACGUCAUAUUUGUUGAAUACACAAAACUUCACAGCUUGUCUUUCAUCGUACAAAAUUUGGUACCUUCAUUUAGAUUUUUAGAGGCUUUGAGACUAAAGAUUUCAUUUAGAACUUUUUAUGGUUUGAGGGAAUUCUAUAAAGAUUGUCUAUUACGUAUGUAUAUGGUCAUCGUGUUGCCUAGACAUUGUUGAUGUUGGCCUUCUGCAUUCAAGCAAGUGCCCUUCCGCGGAGCUACGGCACUCCCCCAAGCCGAGAGAGGCAUUCCAGUGUGCCUUGCGGGAAUUCCGCUUGGUACAUCUGUUUCUCUCUUGCAUCCCUGGUUCUUGACUGAGGGCUCCUAGGUGGAGCUGGGACAGAGCAACGGGAGCUCAUCCCGUCGCAGGGAUUCGAACAGCCGACCUUCUCAUCAGCAAGCCCUAGAGGCUCAGUGGUUUAGAGCACAGAGCCACUGGCAUCUCCCAGUUCGAAAGCACGCCAGUGCAAGUAGAUAAAUAGGUACCACAACGGCGGGAAGGUAAACGGUGUUUCUGUGCACGCUGGCACUCAUCACGGUGUCCCGUUGUGCCAGAAGCGGUUUAGUCAUGCUGGCCACAUGACCUGGAAAGCUGUCUGUGGAUAAACGCCGGCUCCCUCAGCCUGAAAGCGAGAUGAGCAUCGCAACCCCAUAGUCACCUUUGACUGGACUUAACUGUCCAGCGAUCCUUUAACCUUUUUUAGCCCUAGGUGGGUAGAAGGCAGUAGAGCCAGGCAAUAUUGCAAUGCAUCGUCUGAAAUGGGUUCGAAGUUCAGAUCGCAAUGCCUACUUCAGAUUUCUUGAGCUGGCGAUACAUCACGGCUCCCCAGCACAGGCCGGCAGGAGGGAAAGGCACGGUGCUGGUGGCGCCCGGGGAGCUGCAAUGUACUGGCAGCUUAAAUUGCCUGAUUGCACAUCUGCCUGCACGUUUGAUUCUCCCAAGCAAGUGGGCUACAUCUUUUCUAUGUUCACUCCUCCUGCAACCCACCGGGAGGAAAGAGCCAGCCCUGCUUGCUUUGCAAAGGCAAAGCAACAGACCAGCAGGCAGGCAGAUGGAGCAGCUUCUCAGGCUCCCUCUGCCAAGGCCAGGACUGAGCUAGAGAGGGAGGGAGCAAGCAGGACCUCCUUCGCCCAAGCAAGCAGGCAAUCUCCUUCCCUUUCUCCUGGUUGUUCCCUAUCUCCCCAGCCCAGCCACUUUUCCAGCCUUUUCCAGUGUUAUUUCAGACAUCGUGAUCUGUCGCUGUGUCACGAUGGUUAGCCGGGAAAACCUCACAAUGUUGAAAACCAAGUAUCGCCCAGCCUUAGAAGGUAGUAAAUAAAAUGGAGGAGGGCCAACUGAAUUCUUGAAUGUUUACUGGAAGGACAGAUUCAGAGUUUUAGAUGAGGUGGGUUCUGUCUCCCUCAUGCUUUUUAAUCUGUGUACGCAACAACACUUUCUUCCCGAAAAGUUAGCAUGAAUGCAGAAGAUGAAAUAAGUUGAGAAAUGAGAACAGGUAAAUGAAAUUUGAUAAAGCUAUAAGAGGCAGUAUGAGUGAGGAAGGAAGCCCAUUGUUCUAGAUUCGGUGAGGCUGAAUCCUUUUUAAAUUUUUCACCUGUUUCUGUCUAACAUCAAGACACUUUUCUGUCGCUUCUGCAGAACAUGAAUUCGGUGUUUGCCACAGUGCUGGACCUCACCUAUCCCAUAACUUCCAUGUUCUCGGGCUCUGCCUUCAACACCAGCAUUCACAAGGUGUUCCAGGACAAGCAGAUUGAGGUAUGCUCCCAGGGCCACCAUGAGGGAUGCCUGUGCAUGUCUCUUCCACUGCUAUUUUGAUCUGUAUCAUGGCAGCUUUGUGUCUGGCAAAGGGCCUGGGUCAGGGCCGGCUUGUGCGUGAGGCCAGGUGAGGCGGCUGCCUCGGGCGGCAGCAUCCACAGAAGCAGCAGAUCUGGCCUCCAAGGAACAAAAUGCCCGCUGGAGUCUUGGCCUACCCUUUCCUGAUGGCGAGGUUCUGCAAGCGCUUUUCCUUGAGAACAUAUCGGCAGGGUUCGGAUCUGCGGUGUGGUGUGUUUUGCCCCCAGCACCGAAACAUCCUGUGCUAACCCUUUUACUGCCAAAAUGCAGGAUGUUGAGAUCUGGGGAUUGCAGAAUCCAUAAUUUUGGUGGUGCCUGCUUUGUGGCUCGUUCUCCUAAUUACCACAUGUGGAAUUCUGGUUCUAGAUGCAGCAUAAGAUGUCUCUAUAGUAUAUUUAUUUUUAAAUGGGGUUUCAGAGUUUUUAGGGGGUUUUGAAUGUUUUAUGUAGAUUUUCAAUUUCAUUGUUCUGUAUGGGACAAUGACAAUAAAGAUAUUGUAUGGAAGCUGCCGUGUUAAAUGUCUGGAGCCACGUGCAGUAGAGAUUCAUUGGUUUACAUCAGUGAGGAUAAACCUGUGAGCCAGGUGUGGCCUGCCAGACCACAGGAAGGAGCUCACCAACCCUGGCAGCGCUCUAACCCCCCAGCCCCCCGGCUGAUCUGAGCAGGAGAUAAAGCUUUUCUGUUCUUUAAAGAGCAACUUCUAAAGGGCAAUCAGCCCUCUUUAUUGGGAGUUUUAAAAUCCCUCUGGCUGCCCUUUUGGAGAGAAUCUAUAAAUAGCAGUCAGAAGGAUCUGUUAUCCCUGGUUUUAGCACUAAGCACCGCAACACUCGGUCUGGAGAUUAACCUCAGAGAGCAGGCAGGAGGCUUUAAGGUAGCAUUUCCUUCUGCCAGCACGGAGAAUGGACUUGAGCAUGUGUGGAAAUGCUGCUGUUUGCUUUUCACAAAUCCUUCUAUGCAAAGUAAAAGGCGAGGUUUUCCUGCAAUUCCACCUCAGUCCUGGAGGGAGGAGCACUGGGAAUGCUCAGUACAUGGUUUGUUUGUUUGUUUGUGUGUGUGUGUGUGUGUGUGUGUGUGUCUGUCUGUGAAAAUGUAUGUAUGAGUGUAUCUUCUUUAGCGAUCGCUUGUAGCCGAGUAAGAUUGUCUUCCAUGAACACAGUCUUAACAGUGAGUCCGUAAGUGACUAUGGAGGCCAAUUCUGGAUCCACACGUCCUUCCACAGUGGGGACAUAGAUUUCCGGGCAGAAGUUGAUCACAGUGAGGGUUUGCCAAGUGUCCCUUCCUCUUAGCACAUUUUGACCUGAGUUCAAGUGUCUUCAAAGCCCAUAACACCUUUGGUAAAGGCUGUUCUCCAACUGGAGCGCUCCCAGGCCAGUGUUUCCCAGUUGUUGGGGUUUAUACUACACUUUUUUAGAUUUGCCUCGAGAGAGUCUUUAAACCUCUUUUGUUGACCACCAGCAUUACACUUCCCAUUUUUAAGUUCGGAAAUAGAGUAGUUGCUUUGGAAGAUGAUAAUCAGGCAUCUGCACAACAUGACCAGUCCAAUAAAGUUGAUGUUGAAGAAUCAUUGCUUUUGACACUGGUAAUCUUUGCUUCUUCCAGUACACUAGCAUUAGUUUGCCUGUCUUCCUGAGUGAGCAUGAGUAUGAGUGUGUACGCAUAUGUGUGUGGGUAAAAGAGCAAGAUAUUCUAUGUCUGGUGGGUGUGAACUGCAAGUGUGUGUGUUAAAUGCCCAGUGCAUAUGUGGCAUGUGAGUGUAUCAGUAUACUGACCACAUCCCUUGCUGCAGUCCUCGUAGGGCUGGCUGACCAUCAAAGCAGCUGUCUGGCUGAAGAAAGGUUAUCCAUCCCUUCUCUGCAAGGCUCUGCAUGUUUCCCUUAAGGCUACCAGGAACAUAGCAAAUCAAGUAGAGACAGCAAUAUGCCUAAAUUGUACCAGCUGCAGAAUUUGACUGGUAUAGAACUCGGGCGAGGGCAAGUGAGUUCACAUGUGCAGGUCAGAUGUGUCCUCUUGGCAGCUUUCCUCGCCACCCCCUCCUCACAGCCCUUGAAGACGGGAUUCCUGUGUGUGUGAUCUCUGUCCCACUCUGCUGUGUCCAAUGCAGGAUCUGUGGCUCCCGUAUUUUAAUGUGACGACAGACAUCACAGCUUCCGCCAUGCGAGUCCACAAAGAUGGUAAGUGUGCAUUUCCUCUUCUGGCCCAGGGGGCUUGGGUUCGAAACACACACACUCACUCACCAGGCCCCUGAAGUUCAGCGACGGCCCAUGAUGUCCAAACACUUCUGGCCUUGAACCCCCCAAUUGGAAGGAAAUGUGGUUUCGGGAAUGCCCUAGAGAGAGGCCCCUGGGGUGUUGGAGGUAAUGAGACUGAAGGGGAAACGGGUGUCUCCAGAGAACCCUGGUUUCCUGCUCAAAAUAGGUCUGUUGCACUGCUGUUCCAGGCCUCAGUUUUGGUUCUUGCCUGCAUCCCCAUUUGAGGACCAUAACACUCAAUUCCUGGCACAGGAAGAGGUGUGGUGGUCCUACUGAUGUACCCUUAGAGUCUCCUGCAGAAUCCCAGGCCCCUCAGGUUGGGGGGUACAGAUGUGAGGGCCCGUUGCUUGCCCAAGCGAGAGCAGACUGUGUCAUCCUGCCCCAGAGUAUGCAUAAUUUUCUGUGGCAGAUGCUUACCUUCAGUUCUCAAGGCCAUUCAACGCCCCUUUCACAGCCAAGACAAGGCGCCCUUCAGAGCAAAGCCUCGUUUAAUGAACAACAUUUUGGGGAGGAGGGAAACCUUGAGAAGCCACAAUAAAACAUCUUGACAUCAUGACACCACAACAGGAAGGACCCAUGGGGUGAUUGAGAUAGAGAGAGAAAUAGAUAUAUAAAAGAAUGAUAAUUGGGGGGGGAGGGUCCUUGAGAGGGCCACACAAAAAAUUGGAGGAGGCAGAUGUGGCCUACAGGCCCCCACUUAACUAUCCUGCUUUAGAGAGAAGUUUCUUCUUUGCAAAGAUCCUGGCCAGGCCUUUAUGGCCUCACACUUGUCUCUGGUCAAAGAGCCCCCACAUUAGAGCAAGGCCCGAGUUUCUUUCUCUCCUGCCAGCACAAUCUGGCGAAGCUAGGUCUUCAGCUUGCUGAAAGGCAGGCCAGGAGAAGCUGAGAAGACCUACGUCGCCGCCCAAAUCUGGGGUGGCCCCUCAGGGAGGCUGGCCUUUCCUUAAUAUAGAAGACUUGGCUGGAGAUGAGUCCUUCGCAUCCUGCCUUUCUCUAGAGCAGCCUUUCUCAACCUGUGGGUCCCCAGAUGUUGUUGAACUACAACUCCCAUCACCCCUAGUUGGCAAGGCCAGAGCUCAGGGAUGAUGGGAGUUGUAGUCCAACAACAUCUGGGGACCCACAGGUUGCUGCUCUAGAGGUAACUAGAGAAGGUCAGAAAGAACUAAGGUUGCACCUACUUUCCUUGGAUUGCAAAAAGGGGCGUUUUGAGGGGCGGGGAGACAGGGGUUUGUUGAGUCCUGGCAUUCAUUGGGUCCCAUUCCUCCAUCUCCAAUGGCAGUGCUGGCAGAGUGAAGAGAGCACUCUGUGAUCUGUUUUACCGUGGCCUCCUCACUCUCCAGCCCACCCUUGGGGCCUGCUUUUCCUUGUAACCCUUCUGCUCUGCACUAAACUCACUAACUGUUGCCAUAUUUGCGCCGGAUUCCCAUGUCCUGGGGGAUCCAGGCAGCAAGGGGGGGCUAGAGCUCUCCCCUCCCUGCCUUCCCAAGGGGGGAGAGGCAAUGGGUGCCUGCCAGCUGCGUCCUGCUGGGGCAGAGAGGGGUGGACAAGCGGUCUUAACGCAGUGAACUGCAAUGAAUGAAUGAGCUUUGUAACCUGCUUCAGAAGGGGGAUGGAUCGUGUCUGGGGCAGAGAAGGGAGGCGGGGGGGGGGUUGCCGUGUCCCCUUCGGGCCCCACUGUUGCAAACAUCAGAUCUCACCUGGGACAUUGUCACAGCAGCCGUGCCCGUCUGCAGGGCAGGGGUACCGGGAGGCUAUAACUGCCUGGCUUUCUUCAUUCUCUGCCCACUUUUCUGUCCUUCCUAACACAGCUAACACCUUCUUCCCCAUCCCCAGGUAGUCAGGCUGUGUGUGUGUGUGUGUGCACGUUUGUGUGUGUGUACAGUGGUACCUAGGGUUACAGACACUUCAGGUUACAGACUCCACUAACCCAGAAAUAGUACCUUGGGUUAAGAACUUGGCUUCAGGAUGAGGCCCCAUUAGCUAAAGUGGUACCUCAAGUUAAGAACAGUUUCAGAACGAAUUAAGUUCUUAACCCGAGGUACCACUGUAUAUAUCUUUUCAUACCUAGGGAGUCGGAUCUUUCAAACUAAGGUGGAGGAGGGCCCUUCAUUGCAGAUCCCGCCAUCUGCAAGAGAUUGGCUAUAGAGCAGCGUUUCCCAAACUCCAGCUGUUUUUAGACCACAACUCCCAUCAUCCCUAGCUAGCAGGGUCAGUGGUCAGGGAUGAUGGGAAUUGUAGUCAAAAAAAUAGCUGGAGAGGAGACCCAGGUUUGGGAAACCCCUGCAGAGGAAAGCUGCUACGUUCUCUUCUAUGGGGGGCUGAAAAUUCCAGUGUUUCCUAUGAAGUGCUGCUCCUGGUAGCAUCCUGCUCUCUUUUUUCCUAGUCUGGGGGUGGGGAGCCAACCAAGGCAGGGCAGGUUAUCUGCCCUUGCCUUAGACUUGGUGGUGGCAGCCUGUCUGCAUCAUGUCUGCUGCCAAAGGACUCCAACACUCCUCUUUGCAAAGUCCCCUGGGAGAGUCUCCUACUGACCCCCCCCCCAGUGAAGGGGAUGUCCCACCUCUCUCUGGUUGUUGUGUUGUUGGUUUAGUGGCCUUGUGUUUUCUUGAACUGUUUAGAUGGUUCGUCACCCAGAGAACCCUGGUUAGGGGUGACUGUUAACCUCAAGAAACAAAUGAAUCUCAUUGCAACCCCCAUUCCAUGCAACAUAAGUUCCUCAUCGUUUUUGCCCUAAUCCCGCUUCUUAUGGCCCAGGUAACUAUGGUUGCUGCUCCAUAGGCAGGGGCUCUCUGGUUUCCCAGUGCUUUGGGAUCCAGAACCAGCCUCCCUGUUUCAGAACUCUGCCAUCUCUUGGCCAUGAUGGCUGCCCUGAAGACUCUGCCGUGUCCUUUAAUCCAGCGAUUGAGAGCUUUUGGCCCUCAGACCUAGUUUGGCCUGCUGUACAGUAGAGGUUGGGAUGCGGGUGGCGCUGUGGUCUAAGCCACUGAGCCUCUUGGGCUUGCCGAUCAGAAGGUCGGUGGUUCGAAUCCCCGCGACGGGGUGAGCUCCCGUUGCUCUGUCCCUGCUCCUGCCAACCUAGCAGUUCGAAAGCACGUCAGAGUGCAAGUAGAUAAAUAGGUACCGCUCCAGCGGGAAGGUAAAUGGCAUUUCCGUGCGCUGCUCUGGCAUACAGCUUCCGAGUCAUGUGGCCAGCAAACCAGAGCAGCCCACAGAAACACCAUUUACCUUCCCACCGGAGCAGUACCUAUUUAUCUACUUGCACUUUUACGUGCGUUCGAACUGCUAUUUUACGUGCUUUCGAACUGCUAGGUUGGCAGGAGCAGGGACCGAGCAACGGGAGCUCACCCCGUCGCAGGGAUUUGAACCGCGACAUUUCGAUCGGCAAGCCCUAGGCUCAGUGGUUUAGACUACAGCCCCACCUGCGUCCCUUCGGAUGGUACUUGGAGUUUAAACAGGAGGAGAGGCCAGGAAACAAAUUCGGUGACACGGCACGGCAGUGGGUAGGUGGCAGGGUUGUGCAAGGGAUAGGAAGCACAGCCGCAUUCCCAGAGGGCUCGAUUUCAGCAAGACGCCUGCUCUGUUUCUUGGCCUCUCACAUCGAAUGGAUUGAUGGAUGCACACCCUGGUCCUCCUCCAGUGAAGAAAGCCUUCCCAGAAUCCUUUUCUCCACCCUCACUCCCCCACCACGUGCACGUUGUAUUUCUGAAGCUUCUGUCAUGAUGUCAUUUCCUGUCCUGUGCUCCUUCCCCUCUCCCUUCCCCUCCCCUCCCCUCUCUCCCUUUGAUUGAAUCUCCCGUCUUCCAUCCGGCAGGGAGCGUGUGGCGCUACGUCCGAGCCAGUGCAUCUUACACCCCUUAUUUGCCUCCUCUCUGCGACCCCAAGGACAGUCACUUGCUUGUGGAUGGCUGCUAUGUUAACAAUGUCCCAGGUCAGCAUCGCGUUCGCCUCGCUACCUUGGCUGCUGGGCGCAGUGGGGAUGGAGACAGUCAGUUGACUUGGGACACGCUUUUCACCCUUCCGAACCGCUGCCGCCGCCCUUCGUCUGCUACGACAAGCCUGUCUCCUGCCCACGGGCACCCUUUCCCCGGGCUGGCGGUUCUGCAUGGUAAGGGAAGCUGGUGCCCCGUGGAGGACCGUUCCCAAUAUGGGAAGGCGGGCCGAGAUGGAAAGGGAACAGUUCUUCCCUACUGCUGCUGCUGGGCUUAGAAGGGGAGGCAAAUUGGUACCGUAUUUUUCACUCUAUAGGACGCACUUUUUCCCCUCCAAAAAUGAAGGGGAAAUGUGUGUGCGUCUUAUGGAGCGAAUGCAGGUUCCUUGGCUUCAGCAAUAUCAACGCGAAGCCUCCGAAGUUCAGCGGGAGAGCUCCCCCCGCACUCCAGAGGCUUCGCGUUGCUUUCGCUGAAGCUGCCUGAAGCCCCCGGAGUGCAGCGGGAACUUCCGCUGCACUCCGGGGGCUUCAGGCGGCUAUCUGCAAGCCUUCGGAGCGCAGCAGGAGUUCCCGUCUGAAGCCUGGAGAGCGAGAGGGGUCAGUGCACACCGAUCCUUCUUGCUCUCCAGGCUUCACUUCGCUGGAGAGGUGCUACACAGCUUUCCCUCUCUGUGCAGCGCCCCUUCAGCGAAGCGGGAGGAGAAAUGGAAGGGGCUCUGCUGAGCAGAGAGGGGGAGAAAUUUUUUUUCCUGUUCUCCCCCUCCUAUGGUCCGGUGCGUCCUAUAGAGGGAAAAAUACGGUAGGUUUGGGGCCAGAAGAGUUUGCCCUACCAGAGCCAUGCAGAAUUCUCCCGCCAGGGGAAAGGUGGCCUUGGGAGCCGUGCUGGGGGCCUCUUUCUCCAUCCCUCUUCCGAAGGGCUCGUUGCUGCUCUGGGUUUCUCUCUCUUCUACUGAUUGCAUUUGUUCCCACAUUGGUUAGGCUCGCUGUGGCGGUACGUGCGAGCUAGCAUGACCCUUUCCGGGUACCUACCGCCACUCUGCGACCCCAAGGACGGCAAUUUGCUGAUGGACGGCGGCUACAUCAACAACCUCCCAGGCAAGUAUCGGCCGGUCACGGAGGACAAGGAGCAGGGUUGUGGAAACCCCGCCUUGCCUCCCAACCCCCUGAAACAUCUCAUUUUCAGCAGCGGGCACCCACCUUUAGCAGCCCUCGCGAGGAGGACACGGGCUGGGAUUGGGGAACCGACUAAAGCCCCGCCUUGCCGAAAGUUAUGGAAGUGAACAAACAGUAAUGGCCUGGGAACUUUGUGUGUGCCUUAUGAUGGCUGCCGCUCACACAAAGGGAUUCACCCUAAUAAACUAACAUCUGCUGUUGGGAAGAGUAUGCAGAAAAAUUCAGCACUGAAUUCCACAUCCCCUGAGCUGAGGGAGGGCAGGAUAAGGCUGCCCAGGACUGCUAGCUGUUAUUAUUUACUUAUUGAAAUUAUAUACCGCCCUAUACCCGGGGACAAUUCACAGAAUAAAGGGCGGUUCACAGAAUAAUGGGUAUGCUGUGCCUCUGCGGCCGGAGACAGCCCUGCUUCUGAAUUCCCGUUGCUUGGAAUCACAAGCAGAGUGCUCUCACACUCGAAUCCUGCUUGCAGGUUUCUAACAGGCCCCUGUGGCCAUUUUGAGAGCAGGAGGCUGGACUGAGCUGGUCAUGCAGGAGGCCCUUUUUAUAGUGCAGUCAUAAGAAGAGGAAGGCAUCAUAUGGUCACAGUUCAUACCUGCUUGUGACUUCAUCUCCCACAGGUCUCCUGCCUGCCCCGUUGCUCCUCAGUGUCAGUGAGGGGAAAACCUGUGGGGGAUUUCCACUUUGAGCCCCCGUGGACUAAGGCCCACAUGCUCAUUUCUAUUUAUUCAGAGAGAGAGAGAGGAGAGGAAUUGUUGAGUUAGAAGGGACCCCAAGCGUCAUCCAGUCUGAACCCCUGCAAUGCAGGAAUCUCAGCUAAAGCAUCCUUGACAGAUGGCUAUCCAACUUCUGCUUAAAAACCUAUCUCCGGAGGGAGAGUGCUCCGCUGUCAAGCAGCUUUUACCCUCAGAAACUUCUUCCUGAUGUUUAGUCAGAAUCUCCUUUCUUGCGACUUUAAUAAUAAUAAUAAUACAAUGGUACCUUGGGUUACAGACGCUUCAGGUUACAGACUCCGCUAACCCAGAAAUAGUACCUCGGGUUAAGAACUUUGCUUCAGGAUGAGAACAGAAAACGCUCGGCGGCAGCAGGAGGCCCCAUUAGCUAAAGUGGUACCUCAGGUUAAGAACAGUUUCAGGUUAAGAACGGACCUCCAGAACGAAUUAAGUUCUUAACCUGAGGUACCACAAUACUAAUAAUAAUAAUAAUAAUAAUAAUAAUAAUAAUAAUAAUUUAUUUAUACCCCACCCUUCCCGGUUUAAAACCGGGCUCAGGGCGGCUAACAGCAAAUAUAAAACAUUGAUUAAAAUGAGACUUAGAAACAGCAUAAAAUACAACAUAAAAUGCAGCAUCAAUAUCAAUAAAAUUCAAAAAUUCAGGGGUCAUUUUUUUGGGGGGGGGGGGACGGGACCCAGUCAGUAGACAUCAAAUGAUCACCAGGGCUAACUGGCCAAGUUGGUCCUACUAGGGCCAGCAAGGAGACCAGGGAAGAAUUUAAAUGUGGGAUCCCAGAAAGGGUUUAUUCAUAGAAGAGGAAAGGGAAUAGGGGAUCAGGCUAAUUCAAAUUGAAGGCCAGGCGGAAUAGCUCUGUCUUACAGAACCUGCGGAAAGAGAUCAAGUCCUGCAGGGCCCUAGUCUCGUGGGACAGAGCAUUCCACCAGGUCGGAGCUGUCACUGAAGCCAUUGGUUUGAGUCCUACCCUCCGGAGCAGGAGAAAACAAGCUUGCUCCAUCUUCCACGGGACAGCCCUUGAGAUAUUUGAAGAUUUCCUCUCAGUUUCCUCUUUUCUCAUCUUGUCCCACCGCUUCAGGUGGUUUGCUUCUCUGAAUGAACAACAACAGUUUGUUUUUGUUUAAAAAAAUCAUGUCAGAUCAGCGACAGGAGAAACUUCCAGCCAGCAUACAACCAAAAGGUCUGAAAGGGCUGAGAAAAUACAAGGGGGUUUCACUCACACACAAAAAACCCCCAAGCAGAACAGCGUUGGCACCAGCAGAGUCUCCCAGGGGAGCGCAUUCUAAAUCUGGGGCACCACAACCAAGAAAGCCUUGUGCCAGAUUGUUCAUUUUACAUUUACAAAUACAAUGUUUUCAAUUUAUCUCUGCAGCUAAUUAGGACUAACAUUUUUGUAGACCAUCCACCUAUGAGCAUCUCCUGUGCAAGUCCCAUUCAGUGUUCCAGGAAAAUUAUGCCCCUACGCCAAUCAUGAUUUCUUUAAAAAGAAAAAGAAAAAAAAGCUGGCUGUCUCUUAGGAACUAACAGUCAUGCCACAAAAAAAUCCCUUUGGAGCCUUUGCACAUCUCAGAUUUGGGACACCUCAACCAGGAGGGCCCUAUCCUGGAUUGCUAGGCAUUGCCCAUUGCUUAAAAAAAAAAAAAUCACAAUCCUUGGCUGUAACAGUGGAGGAAUAAAACCCAGAACAAGACAUGGGUCUUCCUCAAAAGCUGUCACACCGUACAGAACAAAGAGGCUGCCUGAUUAUGGUUACUCAUUCCUCUAUGCCAAUUUUCUGAUGCAAAUUCUCCCCAACAACUCUGGAACUGCUGUUGAUCACAGAACAAAAAAUAUAGGGCACGAUAUAUAUAUUUACCUGUAUGUUUCCCCCUCUGUCACUGAUGGGAGCCCAGGUGGGCAGGAUUUUUAGUUGGGAAAGGGUUAAAGGAACCUUUCUGCCUCAUUCUCAGUUCAUAUCAGCCCUGUCCCAAAGCAUGACUACUUUUAGCAAAAGGAAGGCGACGCUAGAAGAUCGGAUGGUGACUCUUCCGCACUGCACUUAGUUUGGCUCUGAGUAUUCACCAGACUAUAAUUCCCAGGUUUCCUCCUGGUUCAAGUUUGCACUGCAGAUGGACUUAUGAUGGGUUACUUCCUAUUUUGCCCAAUGCCUGCACUGCAAGAGGCAGGUAUGUAACACGGCAGAAGGAAAAUGUGGGCGUCCCUCUUGUUCUCAAGGUCUUGUGCAGCAAUGCCCACUCCGGAGCAACAGCUGGGCCGCAAGGCAGCCCUUUCAAAAGUCAUUUCCCGUAGGCUACUGCAUGUUGCUGGACACCUGUGUUUCUGCUUCUGGUCUAUUGCUGAACUCUCUCUUAACACUUAUCCUUUCCCUGCCUUUGUAAAAUUCAGACUUGUGGUUUUUUCCCUCUGUUUGGUGGAGCUGACGCACACUCUUCUUUUCUCUUCUUCCUUUCGUAUAUCAGGAAAGGCUGUGUAGCCUUUUAUCUGUAUAGCCUUUGUCUGAUCUUCCCCCUGCCCUGUUCCCCCCAUUCUCGGCUUCCCACCAGAUUUGUGAUAACGAAAUUGCAACCUCCUGGACAAGGUCAUCUCAGUGCGGAUGCUUCCCCCAAGCUGCCUUGGUUUUGUCCGAUGCUUCUGUCCCUGCAGCCUUGGAUUUCUGUGCUUGCAGCACCCGAUUGGCCUGAUUGACUGGUGCUCAGCUGCAACCAGAGCUCUUGUGAUGGCUGAGCAAUAAAAAGCCAUGUUCUGAUACCAGAAUAGAUUAUGCAUUAUUUCAAUAUAUUCUGCUGAUGAUUACACAGAAUUUUCCCCUCUAAAACAUCUCCCUCUCCUUAACCACUUAGCACCUUCAGAGAUGUCACCAUUCACUGCCCAUGCGGUUGUUUUUCUAAAUCUGUUCAACACCGUAAGGGCUAGAAACUUAUUUUAAAGAAAGUUCAGAAUGCUGAAUCCAAUUAUAUUCUAGACAUUAAACGCAGUGGAUGCCAGUUUAGACUUUUCUUCAAACCAUGUGAGCAAGAUGUUGAAUCCGAAUCAGGACUUGUUAAAAGAAAUGGUUGAAAACCAUUUUGCGAACCUGAUUAACAUCCCUGGAUGUUAAAUUUCAGGUUCUUUCAUUUCCUAGAGCUUAUAGGAGGAGAGUCUGGGUGAAGGGCUUGGCUCGGCUACCUUAACUGCCCCUCUGCAAGCUAUGCUGCCGUUCCUCCAAUUCAGGCAGGCCGGUAAGCUCAAGCUGUCUUGUUGAGCGAAGCCGAGGGAGAAGUUGGCCUUGUUUUCUGGCUUGCUUUUCCCUUCUCCAAAAACCAAUAGAGAAAAGAGAUGUGCUGUCUUGUGAGGCUGCUUAGCUACUGGCCCAAAAUUUCGGCAUCUUUAAUAGCUGUGCGGCAAAAAAGAGAUUUGGCAGGUGACUCUAGUGACUCUUCCAUCCACUCUCAAACCCUAGAGAGGUUUGAGACGAGAGAGAUUCCCCUUCUGCAACUCGGGGUACCGGCAACGCUCUGCCCUCUCCCACCGUAGCUCUCUGAUAUUGUUGUGAUGCUCUUAGGCAUCUCCUGUGGCCCAUCCCUUCGGAAAUCCAGGUUGCUUCCAUCUCCCUGAGGCAUCUCUCUCUCUCUUUCUCCCCUUGAUGCAGCUGACAUUGCCCGCAACAUGGGUGCCAAGACAGUGAUUGCCAUCGAUGUGGGUAGUCAGGAUGAAACAGACCUGUGCAACUACGGAGACUGCCUGUCCGGUUGGUGGCUGCUUUGGAAGCGCCUCAACCCCUGGGCUGAAAAGGUCAAGGUAAGGCCACCCCCCAACUUCCUGGUGAAGAUUCCUGUCUGGGUGGGGCUCAUUAGUUAUCAAUCUGUCAUAUCAUUCUUCUUUCUAGGCUUUCAAAAGUUGUUGAAUCUCUUGUUUGUUGUCUAGAAAGCACGAAUCAGGAAGAAGUCCUCCACCUUAGCAUUACUUCCCUUUUCAAAUAUUGUUGGAGGGGUGGUCCUCUAAAUGCGUAGAUCUUUUCUUUGUGAGGGAUCCAGUGACUUCUCUGCCCAGGAAUGUCAAUGUAAAUAGCGAAACAUUAAUUACUCACAUUACUGCUUUUAUAUGUUGCGAUAUAGAACUAGAUGACUAGGGACGCGGGUGGCGCUGUGGUCUAAACCACUGAGCCUCUUGGGCCUACGGAUCAGAAGGUUGGCGGUUCAAAUCCCCGCCACAGGUGAGCUCCCGUUGCUCUGUCCCAGCUCCUGCCAACCUAGCAGUUCAAAAGCACACCAGUGCAAGUAGAUAAAUAGGUACCGCUGUGGCAGGAAAGUAAACGGCGUUUCCAUGUGCUCUGGUUUCCGUCACGGUGUGGCAGAAUGUGGCAGCUAGACUGGUGACUGGGAGUGGUCGCCGAGACCACAUAACACCAGUCCUAAAAGAUGUACAUUGGCUCCCAGUACAUUUCCGAGCACAAAUCAAAGUGUUGGUGCUGACCUUUAAAGCCCUAAACGGCCUCAGCCCAGUAUACCUGAAGGAUAUCCCCAUCCUUCAGCCCGGACACUGAGGUCCAGCACUGAUGGCCUUCUGGCGGUUCCCUCACUGCAAGAAGUGAGGUUACAGGGAAUCAGGCAGAGGGCCUUCUUGGUAGUGGUGCCCGCUCUGUGGAACGCCCUCCCAUCAGAUGUCAAAGAAAUAAACAACUACCCGACUUUUAGGAAACAUCUGAAGGCAGCCCUGUUUAGGGAAGUUUUUAAUGUUUGAUGUUUUUUGUGUUUUUAAUAUUCUGUGCCCAGAGUGGCUGGGGAAUAAAUAAAUUAUUAUUAUUAUUGUUGUUAUUGUUAUUAUUAUUCCUUGCACUACACAAGGUUUGGGGGGAAACAGGGAAUUGGGAAAUGGCUAAAGGGAAAACACACAGACACACACGCACGCACCUUGUCUCUUUGUGGCCACAGAGUGCCUUUGCACUUUCCUUCCAGGUGCCUGACAUGGCCGAAAUCCAGUCUCGCCUGGCCUAUGUCUCUUGCGUGCGGCAGCUGGAGGUGGUGAAGAGCAGUUCGUACUGUGAGUACAUCCGCCCUCCCAUCGAUCGCUUCAAAACCAUGGACUUCGGCAAGUUUGACGAAAUCUACGUGAGUCCUGGGACCCCAGCUGGGCCUGUUCACAUCCUUAGAUAUCAGGAGCUUCGUCCAGUCAUAAUGGCUGCCUUUUCGGAAGGCUAAACCUCUCCAGACCACGCAUGCCUCCUUGGGAGAGUUGAGCCUUGGAAGGGAUUCCCAAUGUUCAAUCUAAACCUGGUCUAAGCUGUGUUUUCACAGUGCUCAAAUUCUUGAAAGAAAGAGAUGUCAGGCCUCCUGGCCGCCGACAAAAGAUUGGCAGCAUCUCCAGUUGCCGGGUGGGGUGCAAAUUAAUCGCCAGCCCCGGAAAUUGUGCUCAUCUCCUUGAAACUCUUUUGGAGUCCUUUCAUUUAUUUAUUUGGUUUUUCGAAUUACAGUCUUACAAUCACAUAUCCAACAUACAACAAACAAGAUUCCUCGGAAUCUCCUGGACUUCCCUCCUCCCCUUUGUGGGUCCUAUUGCUAGUCAUUUCCUCCUGCAUCUUUUAUAAUACUCCACAUCAUUUUGGUCUCCAUUAUAUCCAAAAUUCACCAUUAAACUACAAGUGUUGCUCCAAUCCUACUAACAAAUUUAUCUGUUUACAAUGGUUUUUAAGAUAAAUUAUAAAUUUUCCUCGUUCUUUAUUUAAAAAUGUAAGGUAAGUUUUAAAUUUUCCCCAUUCUUUAUUAAAAUUUUGGUCUUCCUGGUUUCUGAUUCUUCCGGUCAUUUUAGCCAUUUCGACUUAAUCCAUCAACUUAAUCUGCCAUUCUUCUCUGGUCGGGACUUUAUCUUCUUUCUACCUCUGGGCCAAUAACCUCCGAGUCCUAGGAUGUUCUUUAAAGUUUCUUCACUGUUUGUAUGACAAGGGACCCCCACCCACCCAUUUGUUUCAAAUUCCGUGUGAUGUGUCGUUUCUAUGGCAACUGCAGUCUCCAGUCAAAAGGUCUUGGGGUCUGCUGCAAAACCCCCAGAAGAACCCUCUUCAAACUUCCUUAUAAACCCAGGAAACUUUUAAUUUACUUUCCUCUGCCCUUCUCCCAUAGGACGUAGGGUACCAGCAUGGGAAGGUGGUGUUUGACGGCUGGUGCCGUGGCGACAUCAUUGAAAAAAUGGUCAAGGAUCGGCAUUCGGCAGACUUCUAUGAGAGUAAACGCAUGGAUGUAAGUGUGGGGAUGGGGGAUUGGGAAGGAGUCAAAACAGCCCUCACCUGGGGUUCUUUCUGCUGGGCCCAGUUAUGGUUGCCUCGACUCAAAAAGGGUACGAAAGAGCUGGAAAAUUCAGGAAAGGGCAGCCAAGAAGUUUUUAAUGUUUGAAGUUUUAGCGUGUUUUUAAUAUUCUGUUGGGAGCUGCCCAGAGCGGCUGAAACUAAAACCCUGUGAAGGAAGGUUGCAGCGUUUGGGACUUUUCAGUUUAGGGAAAAGGCGAGUCAGCGAUUACACAAUAGAAGUUUGUAAAACGAUACACAGUAUAGUCAUACCUUGGGUUGAAGUAGCUUCGGGAUAAGUAUUUUUGGGUUGUGCGCUGCGCAGUCAAAAUGAUGUCACACACAUGCGCAGAAGCAGUGAAUCGCAACCCACGCGGACGUGGGUUGCAUUCGCUUCUGGAUGUGAACAGGGCUCCGGAACGGAUCCCGUUCGCAUCCAGAGGUACCACUGUACGGAGAAGGCAGAUAGAGAAAAGUUUCUCUCGUAAUUAAUCUUCUAACUCGUGGACGUCGAACGAAGCCAGACGUUGGAAGAUCCAGGACAGAUAAAAGAAAGGACCUCUUCAUGCUGCACUUAAGUUAAAUUAUGGAACUCAUUCCCACAGGAGUCACUAAUGGCCUCCAACAUAGAUGGCUUUAAAAGAGAAUUAGGCCGAUUUGUGGAGGAGAGGGCUGUCAGUGGCUACUUGCCAGGGUGGCUAUGGUCUGCUCUCCACAGUUGGAGCCAAUAAAUGCUUCUGAAUACCACUGUAUUCAGUGUAUUCUUGUGCUCAGGCCCUGCCUGUGGGUUUCCCACAAGCCACUGUGAGUAUAGGAUGCUGGACUCAAUAGGCUGUCGGCCUGAUCUGGCAGGCUCUUCCUGUAGACUUAAGUUUUUAGCUCCAGGCCCCACUUUAUGCAAAAUAAGAAAGUGUUGCUCAAAAUAUUGGACGUACGUAGGACCUUUUGUGACAGGGCAGAAAAUAAAUCCAAAUAUGUAAAUAAACAAAUAUUUCCUACUGGAAUGAUUUGCUUCCAAACUAGGGAAAGUUUUGCAGGCAGAACACCAACCACCCUGAUUUUGCACCUGCUAAUUACAGUUGUACCUUGGAAGUCAAACAGCUUAGUUCUCGAAUGUUUUUUCUCCCGAAUACCGCACCCCCGGAAGUGAUUGUUGCAGUUUGCGAACUAAUUUUGGAAGCCGAACAUCCGACGGGGCUUCCGUGGCUUCUGAUUGGCUGCAGGAGCUUCCUGAAACCAAUCGGAUGCUGCAUUUUGGUUUCCAAAUGUUUUGGAAGUCGAACAGACUUCUGGAACAGAUUCCGUUCCACUUCCAAGCUACGGCUGUACUGGCACGCACUACUUCUCCACCUCUGUGUUGUGCAUAGACAGUCUCAGCUGCUCUGGCAAACUUCCUUUCCUUUCCUCAGGUACUGAUGUGCCCCAGCGCAGGAUUCACAGACCUGGCUGAGAUUGUGUCCCGUAUCGAGCCAGCCAAGAGCUACCUGUCAGACAGCUAUGCCGAUGGUGAGUACUUAUUGCUUAGCAGGUUCAACUUAGUUCAGGUCCCGCUUUUAGCAAUGGACCCGGGAUGCUUCCAGCUGGAGGUAUUUGGGAGCAGAAUGUGGCAUGCCUGGCACCACAGUUCCCAUGUUCAUCAAGUUAGCAAGUAUAUCUUUUAGAAGACAUCUGAAGGCAGCCCAGUUUAGGGAAGCUUUUAAUGUUGGAUGCAUUACUGUAUUUUAAUAUUUUGUUGGAAGCCGCCCAAAGUGGCUGGGGAAGCCCAGCCAGAUGUGCGGGCUAUAAAUAAAUUAUUAUUAUUAUUAUUAUUAUUAUUAUUAUUAUUAUCAUUAUCAUUAUCAUUAUCAUUAUCAUUAUAUCAUUAUUAUUAUCUCUAUGUACAUCAAGUAACCAGUGGCAAGACCUUAGCAAUGUUUGCUGGUGUUUGUUCUAUCUCACUCUUUCGUGCACACAAGCACACACACAUAGGCUGUGUGAGCACACCUGGAAAUUUACAAAAAUCCCACACUAGGGGAUUAGGAGCUGCGGCGGCAGCAGUGGGAGGUUAGGCUGAGGGAAGGGUACUGCUUUUUGUCCAGCAACCAAAACCACAGCAAUGAAGCUUCUUCUGUGUGCCUGCAAACCAGGGGAAGAGUCAGACUACUUGACUGAGUACGAGGACGAAGGAAUGGACACCGUGCGAGAGGAAGAAGGGCAGGAGCUGCUCUUUGCCCCAGCAGAGCCGAAUGCUGUCUUUGAAACAGUAAGUCGCCAAAGUACUCUGAUUAUAGGGCAGCCUCUGAAAAUGUUCGUCUGUAGCUAUAAAUAAACAAAAUAGGUUUCCUCUGACUGUAAGGGCCAGCCUGUGCAGGGGAGCCAAAGUCUAGCCUUGAACGCCAGAGGGGGACAUGGCCUCCCUUUUCCUGGGUCAGGGGCAUUCAAGGCUGUCCAACUGCUCAUCCCUUGCUUGGGGCAUCUUCACCAACAAAACUGUCCUGCUGGUGCAGAGCAUGUUUCAGGGACUGGACGGAGGAGGAAUGGUGGGGACUGACCCCUCCUCUUCCUGAACCUUCCCGAGAAGAGGACAGCAUAGAUUUAGAACAGCGGUUUGCAGAAGGGCAUAGUUCAGAGGCUGCAGUGGGGAGAAGCUGGGAAAUAUUGGGAGAGGAGCUGGAAGAAGCAGCAGACCAGGGGAGAGACAGCUGACAGACUCAGUGUCUUUAGAAAGCAUGCCAGACGCCACCACCCCCAGGACCCGGCGUGCAUUGAGAGUAGUGGAACAGAAAGCUCAGAGGCAGAAAGCAGAGAUCAACCGGCGCAGGGAUGAUGUAGAAUAGGAGAGACAGAGGGGUGGGGCUUUACUUGGAGCAACGCCAUUACUGCAAUAUAGAGGCACUUUCCAAAGCCUCUCUCUGUGUUUAUUGAAUAAAGGACUUGGUAAGAACUCUUCUAGAGGGACGCAAGUGAUGCUGUGGGUUAAACCACAGAGCCUAGGACUUGCCAAUCAGAAGGUCGCCGGUUCGAAUCCCCGUGACGGGGUGAGCUCCCAUUGCUCGGUCCCUGUUCCUGCCAACCUAGCAGUUCGAAAGCACAUCAAAGUGCAAGUAGAUAAAUAGGUACCACUCUGGCGGGAAGGUAAACAGUGUUUCUGUGCGCUGCUCUGGUUCUCCAGAAGCGGCUUAGUCAUGCUGGCCACAUGACCCGGAAGCUGUACGCCAGCUCCCUCGGCCAGUAAAGCGAGAUUAGCGCCGCAACCCCAGAGUCGGCCACAACUGGACCUAAUGGUCAGGGGUCCCUUUACCCUUUACCUUUUAAGAACUCUUCUUGUUGUCUACUCCUUGGCUGCCCACCGUGGGAGGGAUCAGAUUCCCUUGAAGCCUGACAGCAUCCCACUGGUGUGUCUGCCAUGAUGGCAAGGUUUCUGUUCUCCCGCAGUCGUCACGCCUUCGAUACUGGAUUGCGCCCUGAAUGUCACAUCAAGUCAAUGCCUCUCUGCAGUUCUCUUCCAUAAACACUGGUUUCACAGCAGCAUUUCCCCCUUCUUUCAGGAUGAGGAAAAGAGCCUACGAUAUCGCCGUGGGACUCAUCAGGAAGCCGCUGCCCUUCCGACUACCCCCACCCCCUGA